This is a messenger RNA of Condylostylus longicornis, 64364 nucleotides long. It is a transcript of the gene Msp300, whose product is annotated as muscle-specific protein 300 kDa. Bases 688 to 58590 code for a protein of 19300 amino acids. The record is from RefSeq and is a predicted model, not a curated record. The transcript has 34 exons. Gene Ontology annotation, molecular function: actin filament binding. Gene Ontology annotation, cellular component: nuclear outer membrane; cytoplasm; meiotic nuclear membrane microtubule tethering complex. NCBI's taxonomy places the organism in Eukaryota, Metazoa, Arthropoda, Insecta, Diptera, Dolichopodidae. Gene Ontology annotation, biological process: nuclear migration.
CGGCUUUCUACAUAUAAUCAAUCGUAAAAUUGGAGCAACGGAAAAUGAAAUUUUAAUAUUUUAAAAUAUUUAUAUACAAUACACAAAUACAUAUGUACAUUAAUGUAUGUAAUAUGUGAUACUCUACAAAGUCCCUACGUGCGAAUAAUAAUAUUUGAAAAGAAAAGAAAAAAUUAUUUAAAAAAAGGAAAAAAAAGCUAUUAAAUUGCUACUUAUAUUUUGUUUUACAUUUUUUUUUUGGUUUUUAUAUUGAAAAUUGCAAAUUCAAAUAAUUUUUGUGUGGUGUUAAAGAUUUAAAAAAAUGAAAAUAAUUAUAAAAUUUUGAUUGAAAAAAAGAAAUAUUUUGAAUAAAAAAAUUAAAAAAAUUGAGGAAAAAGACCCCAAAUGGUAUUGAUGGGUAGGACGUAUUAUACAUACGAAAAUUAAAUUAAUUUCAUACCUCAAUAGAAGAGAAAAAUCAAUGAAUUAAUCAUUAAAUAUAAAAGAAUUGUUAAAAUAAAGAAAUAAAUGAAUAUGUGAUUGUUAAUACUCGUAAUUUAUUAUAAAUGUGUUAAUAUUGAAUUUUUCAAUAAUUUUAUUUCUGUUUUAAGUUCUAUAAGAAUUUUAUAAGGUGUUAAUAUAAAAUUAUAUACAAAAUAUUUAGAAAUUCUAUAUGAUAAUUGAAAAAGACUAUUUCCAUUUAUUAGAAUGGAUAAGGAUCCGACCAAAAAUAAAACGGAUCCACCACCAUCAACACCAAAAGAUGGUGGAUUCGAUAGAGAGACUACUAAAAUUGAAAUAAAAACUGUGUCAAUGGUAAAUCCUAAUGACAAACAACAAAAGCAAGAACAACAGCAACAACAACAAAAGCAAUUAGGUUCACCAGUACAAAAAACAACAACAUACCAUUAUGAAAGAACUGUAGAAACUGCACCCAGAACAGUAGAAACUGAAUCAAAAACUGAUCAAAAUGUGUCUUCAAAAGUAACAAGUGAAAGUACAUUCACUUCUGGUACUACGAGUAAACCGACAACACCUCUUUCAUCGCAUCGUUUACGGGACAAAGUUGCGUUUAUGGAAAAAGUAUGGUCAUCUGGUGGUAGUAGUAGUAGCAAACGUUCCUUUGAUGAAAUCGAUCAUCAUACAACACCAUUUGAUUUAAGUUCAGGUGAUGAUAAUGUUUUUCAUGUGGAUGUACAUGAAAUUGAAAAACGUUUGAAAGCUGAUAGAGAACGUCGUUCGACAUCAGAUGAAAAUCCACGUGUAGAAUUUGUAAAAUUAAGAUCAACACCUCAAUCAUCUCCAAAACGUAAUAUUGAAUAUGCGGAUGACACAAAUAAUAAUUUUCCGCAAGUUACCUUAAGACAUGUUGAUACAAGUAAAUCUGGACGUGAUAGAGGAGCUAGCGUUGAAAGUGAAACAUACGAAGAAAAUAUUGAAAAAUGUGUUGAAGAAAGUCAUUCCCAAGAUAAUUCACGCACAAUAAAAUUCGAAAAAACCACUGUUAAAAAAUCUACCCGAGAAGUAAUUACAACCGGACCAGAUGGUACAACAACCAAAACUGUCGUUUUUGCUCCAGAAGAAUCACAUCGUUUUAGUAAAAGUCGCACACCUUCUGAAGAACGUGUUUCUAGACAUACUGUUAUCAAAGAUGAUGGUUCAUUUGGACCAAUUAAGUUUGGUUUGGGGCAUCAUCACCAGCCACAACAACACCAACCUAAUUAUGCUCAAAUGCAUGAAAAAUUUGCCGCGGAGGAAAAAAUUGAUAGUAUUCGUACAAGAAUUACAACAACACCACCUCGUAGUACUGUGCUACAUUCUGGUGGCAUUACACCAACUCUGCCAACAAAAAGUACUACACCACCGCGUACAUUAUUACAUUAUCGUACAAGUUCAUCACGUACAACACCACAUCAUUCAUCAAUAAGUCCAACUAGUUCUUCUGGUGCGACUGGUAUUAUACGUUGGAGUGAAUCUAAAGAAAUACCACCGUUAUCAACAAGUACCGGCACUACAAAUACAAUGGGAAUAAAAACAUUGCAAAAACCACCUGAUAUUAAAAAUGUUGAUGUUGGUCGCAUUAAAAAUAUAGGUGAUGAAGCUAUUAAAAAACAACAAUUAGUUACCACCGCCACCGGUACUAUCGAAACUACUGGAAGUAAUAUUAUUACACCAGGCAACCGAAAUCAACAAAUUCAUUGGAAGGAUGAUAGCAACACUCAACCACAACCAGAAUUAUACCAAGUUAAAAUUAGUAAUAAACCAACCGAAUUGAUUAGUCGUGAUUUAAAAUCCUUUGAAGACGGUACUAAUCCGGAUAUAAUUAAAACAAAAAGGAUAUCAAUUGAAAAAAGAAAACAAUAUAGUUACAGUGGUAGUGGUAGUGGGGGCGGCGGUAGUGGAAGUGGUGUUGGAAGUGAUGGAAUUAAAGAUGUGUCAUACCAUUUGAGUGACGAUAUAAUAAGUCCUAGUAGUCCAACAACAAGCGGUUUCAUAAGUAGUAGUAGCGGUAUUACCGCACCAUUAUUAACACGUAAACGUAAUAUAAGUACUGGUGCAACUGCUACCGAUAGUAUCGAUGAAAUAAGUAGUAGUAGCAAUAGUAGCUCAUUACAUUCAUCUGAAUGGUACAACGAAUAUAGACAUCAGCAAUCGCUUUUACAUACAGGCAUGUCAUCAGCUCGACAAUUUGCAAGAAGUAAUUCGCAAUAUGAUAAUCAUAUUAGGGAAAUACGAGAGGAACAAGAACGUGUCCAAAAGAAAACUUUUGUUAAUUGGAUUAACUCAUAUCUUUCCAAGCGUAUACCACCGCUAAGGAUUGAUGAUUUAAUAAAUGAUUUGCGUGAUGGUACUAAACUUUUGGCAUUACUAGAAGUAUUAUCCGGUGAAAAACUACCAGUUGAAAAGGGCAGAGUAUUAAGGCGUCCACAUUUUUUGAGCAAUGCCAAUACAGCUUUACAAUUUUUAGCUAGUAAAAAAAUUAAAUUGGUUAAUAUUAAUCCAGCCGAUUUGGUGGAUGGGAGACCACCAGUUGUAUUAGGAUUAAUAUGGACAAUUAUAUUAUAUUUCCAAUUAACAAAAAUACGUAGGAAACGUAGAAGAGUCAGUAGUUAUAAUGAAUUAGACUCUUCAGGGAUCGAAGAGAAUAGCCGGGCACUUGAAUAUUUGGGUCACGGUUUAAGUGGAUCGGUUAGUUCUCUUGAUAGUGCAUCACAUGCUCCAAGUGAUGUUAAAGCUGAAAAAUGGAAACAAGGUGCCAGAAAAACAUUAUUACAAUGGGUUACAAAUGCACUGCCAAAGGAUAUUCAAGUACGAGAUUUUGGCGCCAGUUGGAGAGAUGGUGUGGCAUUUUUGGCUUUAAUCGAUGCAAUCAAAGCUAAUUUAAUUAAUUUAGCUGAAUUAAAGAAAUCAACGAAUACAAAUCGCCAACGUUUAGAAACAGCAUUCGAUGUUGCUGAAGCAAAAUUAGGUAUUGCAAAAUUAUUAGACGCCGAAGAUGUUGAUGUAGACAAGCCGGAUGAAAAGAGUAUUAUGACAUAUGUAGCGCAAUUCUUGCACAAGUAUCCUGAACCAAAGGGUUCUGGUCGUGAAGGAGUUGGAAGUCUCCAAGACGAAACAGAGGAAUUGCGUAAUUGGUUAAAAGAAAAGACAACAUAUUAUGAACCAAUGGUUCAAAUGAAUUCAUUCCCGAUGGAUUUUGGGGAAUAUUUAUUGGCACGUGCUGAAGUUGAUGCUCGUCAAUCAACAUAUAAAAAAUUGAAAAAUAUUAUUGAAUCACCAUCUGGAUUCAUGCAAAUCAACAAACAAUCCUGGGAAGAGAUAGAACGUUUAUGGAAAUUAUUGAAUUAUCAAUUGUUAUUAUGGCUAUGGUUACUUGACUCUGAACUACCUGGUGAGUUUGGAAUUGUUGGCAAGUGGCUAGCCGAAGCUGAAAGAUUAUUAAUGGACACUGAUGUACCAUCGGAAAUGAAUGAAGGAACAGCAACGAUUAUUAGUAGAAAGUUGGAAGAACAUAAACAAUUCUUUGCUGAUCUUCCUAGGAUUAUUGAAAUAUUCGAAAAUGCAAAACGAUCACCAUUAGCAUCGAAAGUUCCAUUGGAGCAAUUAAAAACAAUGGAAAAACGUUUAUACGACGUUGAACCGCGUGCUGCUGAACGUCGUAUUCGCUUAAAAUUCUUAGAGCAUAAAUGUUGUUUAAUUGCUUUCUUAAAUUUAGUUGAAAGUAAAAUGCGUAUGUGGACAUGCAAAUAUGGCUAUGAAGAAACUUGCCAACAAUUAUUAGAACAAUAUAAAAAUUUUGUAUCACGUAAUAAAAUAUUCCAAGAAUUCCAAAAGGCAUUAAUUGAUAUGCAACAGGUUGUUGAGGAAUAUAAACGUGAUGGCAAUAUUAGCCAACGUGAGUAUAAUGAAAUUGAUAAAUUUAUGCGUGAAACUGAAGAACGUUGGAAGCGUGUUUCAACUGAAUUAAAAUGCUGUCAAAAUAGUUUGGAAGAAGUAAUUACUUGUUGGGGAAGAUGGAAUGGAAAUGAACCUGAGUUUGAAAAAUGGCUUAAUAUUGCUGAACAAAAACUUCAUGCCAGUGAAGAUGAACGUUUAGAAUUCUUUAAAGAUAUUGGUGUAUGGCAUGAAACCUACAAAAGUUUAAGUGAUUCUGUUAAUUAUUUAAUUGCAUCUUGUGAAGAUCAAAUAUCAAAUGAAUUAAGACAAAAAUUCUCAAUGAUUUCGAAUCGGUGGGAAAAAGUAUUUGGCCAAACGAAACAAUAUAUGCAUGCUGGGGAUAUAAUACGCUCGCGUAAAGAAUUUAAAUCUGGUAUUGAAAAAUUAAGUACAUGGUUACGUCAUGCUGAGCAUGUACUGGAUACACAACCAUUAGGUUCAACAGAACAUAUUAAAAAAUACGGUGAGGAAUUACAAAAAUUGGCAAUGGAAAUUGAUGAAUAUGAAGAACUAUUUAAAACAAUUAGUCGUAAUUUCCAAAGCUUAAUACAAGAUUUACCUAAAGAUGAGAUUGAAAAAAUGAUGACAACAUUAAAGAAUGAAAAAGAAGCUCUUAUUAAAGUACGUUCUUUGAUACCAAUUAAACUUCAUUUAUUCCAUCAACUUUUGAUUCAACAAGAAUCAUUAGAAGCUGGACAAAAAGAAAUUCAUCAAUGGUUAGAUGAAGCUGAACAGUUACUUAGUACUCACAGUCUAGCCGGUGGCAGAGAACGUAUUACUGAAACUUUGACUAAACAUAAAACAUUCUUUUCACGUACUUUAUACUAUCGUUCGAUGGUUGAAAGUAAAAAUAAAGUCUAUCAGAACAUGUUGAAAUCAAUUGAAUCUGAUAAAACAAUUGAUACAACAGAAUGUACACAAAAAAUGCAACAAUUAAAUGAUCGUUUCAAUUAUGUAACACAACAAGCUCAACAAUGGGAACAAAAAUUAAGUGAAGCUGCUACAUCGUGGAAUCAUUUCAAACAAAGCGAACAAACUGUAACUGAAUGGAUUAGUAAAGCUGAAACAUUCUUAAUUGAACGUCAUACUGAAACAAAAACAACAAUUGAAACUCAAAAAAUGUUCUUUGAACACGUCAAUCAGCGUUGGAUGCAUGAUCUUGUUGAUCAAGCACAAAAUCUACUUAAAGUUGUACCACAUGCUGAACAGCAACCAAUUGUUGAAAGUGUUGAAAAAUUACAAAAGAAAUGGCGUGAUGUAUUAGGACAAGCACCAACACAUUUAAUGAAAUUAGAAUUCCGCCUAGAUGAAACUACAUUCUACUCAUAUAUUAAAGAAGUUGAAAAAGAAAUUAAUUUAGAACAGAUGGCAUUAAAUCGUAAUGAAGAUGUCGACUCAAUAUUAAACCGAAAUGAGAAUUUCUUUAGAAAUCAGGGAACUGUAAUGAAAAUUGAAAAGUGUCUUCAAAAUAUGAAACGUUUAAGUGAUGUUUAUCAAACACAACAACCUAAUGAUACUAGCUUGAAUGAAGCAUACCACAAUGCCGAAAAACAAUGGGAGGAUAUGACUGAACGUAUUGAAGAAAUGAGAAAAACUUUACAACAAAUUCCUGCGAAAUGGGACGAUUAUCAUAAGAAAUUCAGUGAAAUGGUUCAAUGGAUGGAUCAUGUUGAUGAAAGUUUGAAGGGUAUUGUAAAAGAAGUUAAUAGUAUGGAAGAGUUUGAAAGAGAAAAAGUUAUAUUCCAGCUGCGGGAGCUAGUGAAAAUAUGUCAAGAUGCUGACAAUAAACGUGAAGACAUGAAAUGGUUAGUCAAAACUUUAGAUUCUCUGUUAUCAUAUGCCACUGAGGAUGAAGCCAAUAUUGAACAGAAGAAAUUGGAAGCAUUAAUAGCACGAUAUAAGAAUUUAAUACCAACAAUUGAAAUUACAAUGGUUAAGACAGAAGUCUUCUCAAAAUGUUACACAUAUCGACGUGAAGUACAUGAGGUUGUUGGCUUGUUAACAAGAGUUCGUGAUCAAACAGCUAAUGCACCAAAACCAGAUAGCCUUGAUCGUGUCAAUAAAAUGAUACAAGAACAACAAUAUGCUAUUAAUCAAUUAGAUCAUCAAAGACCACAUAUUAUGUCAAUGUUACAACGUGGUCGUGAUCUAAGUAAAGAUGUUCAUGCACCAUCAUUUGUUAAUUCUGAGGUUAAAACUCUUGAAACCGGUUGGAAUGAUACAUAUUCUGAAACAGUUGAUAAAUUGAAAACUUUAAAAGGAACACAAAAUGUUUGGAAUGAAUUUGUUGAUCAAAAGAAUGAUAUAUGUCAUUUAUUACAAACAGCUGAAACUGAAUUACGUGCUUUGACACCAUUGCAAACUGAUCCAAAGAAUGUUCAUCAAGAUUUAGUAGCUAAACGUGAUUUAAAUGCAAAUUUACAAAAAGCCUCACAUACAAUGUUGCCGAAAUUACAUACAAUAUGUGAAGAUUUAAAACCAUUGGCAGCACCAGAAAAGGCACCAAUUUUAGAAAAAGAAGUAACCGAAGUAGAAAAACAAUUCUUCAAUACUGUUGAACAUGUUAAAGAUCGUGUUGGUUAUUUAGAAGAUUAUAGUGCUAAAUGGAAUAAUUAUAAGGGAAAACUAUCUGAUCUUCAAGAAUGGUCAAAUAAGAAUGCACCCAAAAUGAUUGAAGCAUUACAAUCACAAGAAUUGACACCAGAGGAACGUGUUGUUAAAACAAAUACAUUGAAAGCUGUGCUUUCUGAAAAAAUGAAAGUAUUAGAUAUGUUAGGUUCUGAUGCAGCUGAUUUAGCACCAAAAGAAGGUAAUAUUGCUGAAGCGAAACGUUUGAAGGGUGAAAUAUUUAAAUUGCAAGAAGUGUUAAGUGCUAUAAAUCGUAAUGUUAAUCACCAACAACAAGCUGUUCAAGAAGAUCUUGUUAGUUGGCAAAAAUAUCAAGCUGGAAUACAAGAGAUAAAACCUUUAGUUGAGCAAUGCGAAAUUAAGGUUAAUACAUCCUACCCUAAACCAACUACCCUACAAGAAGCUUUACAAUUAAAACAAACAGCAAAACAAUUUGAAAUGCAAUGUCAGGAGCAAUUAGACAGACUCCAAGACAUUUCCGCAUUAUCCCAUCAAAUGUUAUGUAAAACUAAUGCACCUGAUGAAUUAGAUGCGUUACAUUCCCGUUGGAUGGCAGUAUCUGAAAAUGCAAAACAACAAACAAUGAAACUAGAAAGAUUAGUAUCAAUAUGGCAAUCAUUCGAUAAUGAGGCUGCUAAGUUGGAAGAUUGGGUUAAUAAUGGCGAAAGAGAAAUUAAUAAACAAUUAUUAUCUCUAUUAAAUACUCCGCAUGUAGACAAAUUAGAAAAGGAAUUAGUUAAAUUGAAAUCAUUUAAUAAUGAAAUAUCACAACAACAAGCAAAAUUAGUGUCGCUUGGUCAAAUGUCGGAUCAAAUUGGUUUAAAUUUAGCUCCGGAAGGUGCAGUAGCAGUCAAAGAUCGCGUUAAUGCAAUGAAAGCAAAAUUAUCGCAAUUGUCUGAAGCAACAAGAGGAAAAAUUAAUCAAGUUUCAGAUUCAAUAAUUGCAAGGCAAGAUUUUAAUGCCAAAUUGGCCAAUUUCUCAAACUGGAUGGAUCAUUUACGUGGCAAUAUCGCACAAGUUGAUGAAAUCAAUCCAGAACGUGUUGAACCAGCUUUACAUGUUAUACAUGCAUUGUUACAAGAACAUUCAGAUAAAAAACCAUAUUUUAAUGCAAUUUACGAUGAAGUAAAACAAUUAAGUCUAAGUGCUGGACCAGAAGAAGCAGCAAUCUUAAAUGACUCAUAUACAACGCUCGUAACAAAUUAUCAAGAUUUAGAAACAGAUAUGCAACAAAAGAAAGCAGCCCUAGAGAAAUGGACUGAAUUAUUAGGUUGGAAAAAUGAAACUGAGAAUCAUUUAAAUCACUUAAAACUUCAAUUGGAAAAACCAAGCCCACAAGAACUUGAAAUAAUUAUCAAUGAAAUUGAUGAUGUUGCUAAAUCUUUAGUAUAUUGGAAAAACCAGGCUAGGCAAAUUGAUGACAAUCCAGCUGUACAAUUGAAAGAUUCUUUAACGAGAAAACCUCUUAGUGCAACGCUUAUUGUCAACGAUUUAGAAAACAAACUAGAUAAUCUAAAAAUUAAAUCUCAAAAUCAGAAAUCACAGUUGGCACAAAUGAAUGAACGCAAGAAUAAAUUCCAAACUUUGGAAGAACAAUUCCAGAGAGAAUUGAAAGUUAAUUCUGACCACUUUAAAAACAUAUUAAGUCAAAAACCCAAUAUCGAAAACAUAGAUAAAUUAAUUGCUGAUUUAAUUCUCUUAAAUGAUUCUGUCCAAAGACAAGGUGAUUUAAAAGCUAAAAUUCAUGAUGAAGGUUCACUUUUAAUGCGUGAAGAUAUUGCUAGUAUGCCAGCAAUACAAGAAGCUCUUUUAAUUAUUGAUAAAAAUUAUGAAACUUUGCAAUUGGAUGUUAACGAUCGCAUUCAAAAUUACCAGUUGAUUAGUCAAGCUUUGAAAGAGUAUGCUGACGUGAAAGAUAAAUUUGAUAAGGAAAUUCAAAAAACUGAAGAUUUGUAUUCUAAAAUUCCAGCUCAACCUAGAGACGAAAUGGAACUUCAGAAGGCAACCGAAUUGACGAAAAAAUCGAUGGAACAAGUCCGUAAAUCUAAGGCAAACUUAGAUGAAUUGGAUCGUAAAGCAAAUCAUAUUGCAAAAUUAUUCGAUUCAAUUAAUGAAAUUACUCCCAACGAAAUAACAUCCAGUCUUGAAGCAGCCAAAAAAAGAUGGCAAGAUAUUCAUGAUAAAACUUCCAAAAAUGUACAUCAAUAUGAAACGGAAGCAAUUAUUUGGAGCCAAAUAGAUGAUGCCAAGAGUGAACUAAUCCCAUGGCUUUCCGAAACAAAUCAAUCUUUAUGUGAUGCAGCUGAUAAUACAAUAGAAAUAGAAUUUGGUCCAAUGCGACUAAAUAAAUAUAGGUCAGAAUUACCGUCAUAUUCUACACUUAAAGACAAUAUUUUACAAAAAUCCAAAGAACUAAUUCAGAUAAAUAAUGGAGCUGAAAUACCUGCAUUAAGUCAAUUGAGUAGUUUACUUCAAGACCAAUUCAGGGAAGUGGAGCAAAAUGCUCAACGCUUAGAAAACAUUGCUGCCACUUUCAAUGAACAGGAACAAACUUUAAGACAAAAAAUCAAAAAUGCUGGCGAAAAUGUAAAUAAAAUUCGUGAAGUUCUUAUUAAAUGUGAUGAUAUGUCCGGUGAUAAUAAUAAGAUAAUGGAAAGACUUCAAAACUGUCGCGCUAUUAAAGAACAACUGGAAAAUGUUGGAAAUGAUAUCGAAAAUUUACGAAUUCGAGUUGAUGAAAUGAAAUCUUUAUACCCAACAUUCUCUGAAUCAUUAAUACCAAAAGAAAUGAUUAAUGUUGAAAAGCGCUUUGAAGUUGUAGAUCAAUUUGCUAACAAAGUAGAAGGUUCCUUAUUACAAUUUCUUCGUAAAUAUCAUACUGAUAAAGUUGCAGCAUUGAAGCGUCAAUUAGCAAUUCAAAAAGAAAAAGUUACUUGGUGUGAACCAGAGUCUUCUAGUGACAAAUAUAAUUUAGAUGUCAAACGAUCUGCUCUACAAGAAGCAGAAAAGUCGAUUGCUGAUUGUGAAGCCAAGCGCGUUGAAAUUGUGAACUCACUGAAUUUGCUUGAAAAGGUUGAAACUCCUCAAGUUAUACAGCCUUUAAAAGCAGAAGUCGAAAAUAUUAACAAGGAAAUGGACAAUUUAAAGGAAAAUUGCAAGAAAAUUAAACGCAUUUUAGAGGAAAAUGUUGACCUUUGGAAUCAAUAUGAAACAAUUAAUGAAGAAAUUUCUCAAUGGUUAAGAGAUCUCGAAGGAAAAAUCAAACAAGAAACCAGCAAUCAAAUCAAUAUCGCUCAUAUUCCACAAAAAUUACAAGAAUUAGCACUUUUAGGUAAGAAUAUUAGUGAUCACAAACCAAAGGUUGAUCAACUCGAAAAAUGCUCCAAACAAUUGAUUGAAAAGAAUCCUGAAGCAAGAAUCGGCCAAUUCGUUAAUCAUUUAUUACAAAGAUAUCAAGCAUGUGCUAAAACUUUAGCCAAUUAUAUGGAUCGUGUUGAAAAUGCUCAAAAGGCUAGUGAAAACUUUAAUAAAGCUGUUAAAGACUGUUCAGAUUGGUUAGCUGAUACAAAAGUUGAAUUUAUUGAACUAUCACGUAUGGGAUCACCUGGUUCAUCUCAAGCUACAGCCCAGCAAUUGAAAACAAUUAAAGACUUUAUUAAGACAUUCGAUAAUGGACAAAUGCUUCUUAAUGAAGCGGUUGAUAUCGGGGAAGCCUUAUAUCCAAUGGUUACUCCUGAAAAUCGUGAAAAAAUUCGUGCUGAAUUAAGAAAACUUCGUGAAGAAUUUGAUUAUUUACGCGAUGAAGGCAAUGCAUUACUACAACAAACUGAGGCUGUUCUUAUACAAAAAACCUCUGUUGAAGAAAGUUAUACUCAAGUCUCACAUUGGUUAAGUGAAUCUAAGGCUAAAAUUCCAGAAUCAUCAGAAUUAUAUCCAACAUUGGCUGCUAAAAAACAAGCUUUACAAAAUUACAAAAUACAGCAACAAGAAAUCAAUUUACAUAAGAAUGCUCUUAAACAGUUACAAGAAAAAGCCUCAAAUCUCGAUGACGACGAAAGUGAGCAGAAAGCUGCUGAUUCUAUCCAAGAAUAUGAGAUUUUGGGGAAACGUGUCACAGAACGCAUUGGCACUGUUCAAAAUCAAGUAAUGAAUCAUGAAACAUAUGAUCAAAUUUUGGAAAAAGCUCAAGAUUGGUUGCAUACAUUGAAAUCUGAAGCUAUAGAUAUUCUUGAUGAAACGACAUUUGAAAAGGAAGGGGCAGAGGAAAAAUUAAUGAUUGUAGAGAAUUUAAUACAACAAAAACCAGAAGGUGAUUCUAUAUUUGAUACUUGCCAAAAACAAUUAAAAAUUGUAUUGGAGCAAACUCAUAAAAAUGGGCAUCCUGCUUUACUGAAAAGUUUUCAAGAGCCGAAGAAAUCGUGGGAUGAUUUUAUGGCAUUAUGUGAAGAUUCAUUAGUAAAAUUAAGGCAGCUUUGUAGUAAAUGGGACGAAUUUGAAACAGUUAUUGAUGGUAUUGAUAUGUGGAUGCGAAAUAUAGAAAGCGUUGUGAAAGAUCAAAGUCUUAAAAACACAGCUGAUGCCAAAGUCGCACAUUUAAAAGUUCUUCAAGAUAUGAAUAAAGAGAUUGCUGAUCGCGCUCCGGCUAUUAAUAAUCUAAUGGAGCAAGGCCGUGAAAUUGAAGGUGAAACUGAUCUAAAUUUGAAGCUAUCUAGAAUUAAUACGCGUUACCAAACUCUCAGAAAUUCAUGUAAGGAAGCAAUUAAUCGCUAUGAGGUUUAUGCUAAGGACCAUAAAGCAUUUAACACGGAAUAUGAAACAUUUUGUAAAGAAUUGCAAGCUAAUGUUGAGGAAUUAGCUAAAAAUAAUGAAAUAGCUGGUGAUUUAGAUUUAUUGCAACAACGACAAAAUAAAAUACGUGAAAUGUCAGAUAAACGUGUAAGUGAUUCAACCGCCUUUGAAGCGUUAGUUGACCGUGGAGAAAAAUUAUAUGCUCACACAAGUCCAGAUGGUCGAGAAAUUAUAAGACAACAGUUACGAAACUUGCGUACGGCAUGGGAUAAUUAUACCGAUGAUUUGAAUUCUGCUGGACAAAAACUUGAUCACUGUUUAUUACAAUUUGGAGAUUUCACGAUGGCUCAGGAACAACUAACAAAAUGGUUAAAAGAUGUUGAGAAAGCUAUGCAAUCUCAUACAGAAUUAAAGACAACUUUACAAGAAAAACGAGCCCAGUUGCAAAAUCAUAAAAUGAUGCACCAAGAGAUCAUAACCCACAAUGUAUUAGUCGACAAUGUUUGCGAUAAAGCUCAAUCAUUAGUUGAUCAAACUAAAGAUACAUCAUUGAAUGUGUACUUGCAAUCUAUUAAACAAUUAUUCCAGAAUAUUGUUAAGAAAUCGCAAGAAUUACUUGGUAAUUUAGAAGAUUGCGUUCAAGUACAUAGUGAUUUAAAUAACAUGCUUACUUCUGCCAAAUCCUGGAUAUCAAGUGAAAAAGCCCAACUUUUAGAUUGUGAUGAUACCUUCGGAGAAAAAUCAGACAUAAAACGUAAAUUGGAGAAAUUAGAGCAAUUAGCUGGAAAUAAAUCAAAUGGUCAGAAGAUUAUAAAUGAAAUAAAAGAACAAUUUGAAAAAGUUAAAAAAGGAACUUCACCUAGAGGUAACGAAGUUUUAAGUAAGGAAAUUGAGGAGCUUGAAACUACAAUUAAGAGUCACUUUGACGAUUUGGAAGGUAUUGAAGGAAAACAAAAAGAUGUACUUAAUCAAUGGAAUAAAUUUGAAAAACAACUUGAUGAGUUAACUAAAUGGUGCCGUUCAGCUGAAUCAGUAUUCCGUGAACAGCAACUGCAGUCAACUCUUGAAGAAAAAACCGCUCAACUUGAAAAAUACAAAAAACAGCGUGACGAAAUAAUGCAAAAAGAAAAAGAAAUAGAUGCAUUUGUAGAUAGCGCUCAUAAUUUGCUUAACAGCAGUGGCGCUGAUCGUAUUAAAACAUUAAUUUCGCAAAUAACAAAUCGUUACCAACUGCUUCAAGUGUUAAGCAAAGAAGUUGUUAACCACUGGCAAAAUCUUGUUGAAGAUCAUCAAAAUUACAAAGACAAACUUAAUGAAGUUGAUUUAUGGCUUGGGCAAAUUGAAAAUAAUUUGCGGAAAGCGCUUAGUGAUGAACAAACCGCAAAUAUUUUGCAAGUUCUUCUUUCUGAUAAAGAGCAAGCCGAAGGACUUUUGGCUAACUUGAAUUCUUUAGGCGAACGGGCUUUGCCUGAAACAUCAACUCAAGGACGUGAAAAAAUUCGUCAAGAACUUCGUGAUAUUCGUGAUCGUUGGGAUCGUUUGGAAGAAGGUAUUAAAAGUUUACAGAAAAGACAAGAAGCUCAAACUAUGCAAUUGUCAAGUUACCAAGAUAUGUUUACGCAAAUUUUGCAAUGGCUUGAUACAACUGAGAAAGCUCUUCAGAAUGAAUGUUCAAGUACUUGGACUUCAACACAAGAAAUACGUUCCAAAAUAUUUAAAUAUAAGAGUACAAUGCAAGAUAUUAACUCACACAAACGUAUUAUAGAAGCUCUUAACGAAAAAGCUAAUUUACUUAUAGAAAAUGCUAAUACCGUCCCAGCCAAUACUAAUGAAAUACAAAAAAAUAUGAAUGAUGUAAAUAACCGAUAUGAUAGCGCAGUUGAACACUGCAAUAAAUUAUUAAGUCAAUUAGAAGAAGCUCUUGAUGUUUAUCAAACCUUCAAUGAUUUACAGAAAGCUCAACAAGACUAUCAAAAGAACUUAUGGGAUCGUUUAACAGGUUAUUCAGAUUACUCUGGUAAUAAAGUUGCACUUCAAGCUCGUUUAAAUAAGGUCGAAGAAAUUCAAGAUUCGUUACCCGAAGGUGCUAACAAAUUACAGAACCUUUCCGCACACAUUAAUACCAACGCUCAUAUUCUCCCACCGCGAUCAAGAGAAGCCAUGUCACGCGAUUUAGCUAAUUUAAAUGCUGACUUCGAAAAAUUCGCAGUUGCUUUAUCCGACGUAAAAAGCGGUCUUGAAAACCGUUUACAACAGUGGAAUGAUUAUGAACAAAACUUGGAUCGUUUAAUCAGUUGGCUAACCGAAGCUGAAAAUAGUUUAAAGAACUAUGGUCCAAAAUCAACCUUAGAAGAAAAACAGGAACAGUUUGUAAAAUUCCAGAACUUAAUGCAGGUCUUACGUCAAAAUGAAGCUGAAUUUGAUAAAAUGAAAGACGAAACCUCCGAGUUAAUUCAAAGUAGUGGAGAGACUCGUAUUACUGUUAAUGUACAACAAGUCACAUCCAGAUUUCAAUCCAUUCAGACGACUACAAGAGAAAUAUUGAAAAAAUGUGAACAAGCAGUACAAGAUCAUCAACAAUUCAAUGAAAAAUAUAAGCAAUGUGCUGAUUGGAUUGCAACUGCACAAAUAAAAUAUCAAGUUUGCAGCGAUCUAAGUACAAUUGGAUCAAGAGAAGAUUUACUUAAAAAGCAGGCUGCUAUUCAAGAAUUACAAGCUCAGCAACCAUCAGCUGCCUUGCUUCUUAAUAAUACCGUAGAAUGUGGUGAGAAAUGUUAUCCAACAACCGCACCAGAAGGUCGUGAAACUAUCCGCAAUCAAUUAGAGGAACUUCAACAAACAUUUGAUCAACUGUUUGAUUAUAUCACAAGUGCUUCCAGAUCAAUCCAGGACAAAAUGUCUAAAUGGUCAGGUUUUGAUGAAAUUGCUGAAAAUUUACAAAAAUGGUUGCAAUCUAUCGAAAAACAAUUACCCUCUGAAAUAGAGUUAAAAACAACUUUAGAUGAAAAACGUUCAAAAUUACAGAACUACAGAGAUGUUUUAAAUGACAUGCAAAACCAUCAGCCAGAACUGGUUAACUUAAAAGAUAUUGCUGAUAAUCUGCCCGAAAAAACUGAUUAUGUUGAUCAAAAGCUUAAAAACUUAACCGACCAAUUUAAUAAACUAUUGAGUCGUGCCCAAAAAUAUGUCGAGAGAUAUGAAGCUAUCGUUAGCGAUCAUCAAAUGUAUUGCAAAGCCGUUUUAGAUACUCAAGAGUUUAUUGAAGCUACACAUAAUACUGUUGAUUUGUGGAGUGACUUAGACUUAGAACAAGUAUCUUUACACACAAAUUUGGAAAGAUUGAAAAAUCUUCAAAAAACACUGAUCGAUGAGCUCCCACGAGUUUCUCAAGUACGUGCUCUUGGUGAAAAAGUUAUUCCAGGAACAGUUGAAGCUGGUCAUAUGAACAUUAAAUCACAAAUUGAUAACACUCAACAAGAGUGGGAGAGUCUAUUGUCGUCUAUAACUUCUGCUAUUGAUGCUAUCAAUAGUCGACUUCAACAAUGGUCUGAAUAUGAAAGUCUCAAGGAUCAAUGCUUGGCUUGGAUUAGAGAUACAGAUAAUAAACUACAUGCCAUCGACUUAAAACCCAAUUUGUCAGAGAAGAAGUCCCAACUUGAAACUCUAAAAGCCUUGCAAGGAGAAGUUAGGGCUAAAGAACUAGAAAUUGAUACAGUAUCCGAAAAAGGUCAAGCUUUGCACAAGGGUCCUUCAAGCACAAGAACAGGAAAUGUUUCCGAAAUCGUACUCAAAUAUCAACAAUUAUCACAUAAAGUAAAAGAGUUGAAUAAUAGGUGGGCUCAAUAUGUAGCUAGUCACCAAGAGUUUGAUGGUCAAAUCCAAGAUUGCAUUCAAUGGAUGGAUAAUAUAAAACAAAAACUUGAUUUCUGUUCUGAUUUGAACACAUCCAACGAAAAAGAUUUAGAAGCGAAGCUUACAACAAUUCAAGAUUUAAUUUUACAAAAAGAUGACGGAACCCUUAAAAUUCAAGCUUUAGUUGAGUUGGCCCAAACUGUUUUAGCUAAUACAGCCCCAGCAGGUCACGAGCAUAUAAACAAACAAUUAGCUAAACUUCAAGAAAAUUGGUCAAAUCUGGUUUUGAAAAUGAACGAUAUUAAGUUAAGCCUUGAUGAUUCAAUAAGUCAAUUAGAUGGUUACAUGGAUCAAGUGCAAGGUAUUAAGAAAACAAUUGAUUGGCUAGAAAAAAUGUUAAAAGAACUUUCUGAAUUCCAAACUACAAUGUCUGAAAAGAGAUCUCAACUAGACCGUAUAAGAAGUGUCGAAGAAAAAGUGCGUGUCGAAAAAAUUGAUGUAGAUACAUUAAGAGCACAAGCUAGAGAAAUGCGAGGUCAACAAAGCCAAGCUGCUUUCCAAUCUCAAAAAUUAUUAGAUCGUUUUGAUGAAUUAGCUGAUCGGACAAAAAAAUUACUUGCUGAACGUGAAGAACAAUAUCGUGAUCAUAGAUUAUACAAAGAAGCAUAUGAUGAUUUGGUAAGUUGGAUUAGCCGUGCUCGCGAAAAGUUCCCGUCUCUAAAACAAAGUAAUUUGAGUGAUAAAUUAGCUAUUGAGCAAGCAGUCCAAGCUACUGAAGGUUUAUUAAACAAACAAGCUCAAGGUGAGCUUUUAGUUGAACAUUUGGUUCACACCGGUGAGGUUGUUUUGGCAAGUACAAGUCCACAGGGUCAAGAAAUUAUCCGAAAUGAUAUUCGAUCACUUCGCGAAAGCUUCGAAAACCUUUUCAGAGAAAUUAUUCAACAAAAAGAGCAACUUGAAGUUACAAUGUUGCAAUGGCGUGACUAUAAGGAAGAAUACGAACGCCUUAUGGAAUGGCUUAAACAAAUUGAAAUCAUGGUUAAAAAUCACAAGUUGAAUGUGAGAAAUAUUCCAGAAAAACAAAAACAAGUUGAUGAAAUGCGAGAUAUUUGUAAACGUUUGGAGACUGGAAAACGUGACAUUGAUAAAUUUAAUCAAAAUGCUGCUGGUCUUUUGAAGUCACACUUGGAUACUUAUGUUAACAAUCAGUUAAGAGUUUUGAACUCAAUGUAUCAAGUACAAGUAAACAUGGCAAAAGACGUUUUGAAAAAAGUUGAAACAAAUUUAGAUCAACACAAAGAGUUUGAAAAUAAUUUGCAAACUGCUCAUGCUUGGAUAGGAAAUGCUAAAGAAAUUAUUCGAGAAAGUAGUGAACCAUCAAAUUCCAAAGAAAUACUUCAAGGACGCCUUGCCAAAAUUCAAGAUUUAAUUCGUAAUCGUGAAGAAGGUCAAAACCUGGUUAAUUUAACUAUUAAUAACGGCGAAAAGGUACUACGUAAUACGCAUUCAGACGGCCGGGACAUUGUUAAUACUCAAAUGAAAGAGCUUCAAACUGAUUGGGACCGAUUAGUUAAAAAAUUGUCUACUGCUAAAGUUCAUUUGGAGACUGCACUAUUGCAAUGGGCCGAUUAUUCUUCAAGUUACGAUCAAUUACAGCAAUGGAUUCAAGAUCGUGAAGCUAAACUACAAGAAGUUCAAGAACAAAAAAUUGUUAAAGCUAAAGGCCAACCUGGUUUAAGCUCCGGCUUGAACGAGCGUAGAGCUAAUUUGAGACAAACAAAUAAUAUUGUCCAAGACAUUGUUUCUUUUGAACCUAUGAUUCAAUCAGUUACUUCUAAAGCUUCUGAUUUACAACAAGGGGCACCAGCAACAGAAAUUUCUAGCAAAUACGAAAACUUAACAAAACAAGCUAAAGAAAUAUACGACAAGCAAAAGAAUACUGUUGAGCAUUACCAAGCUCUUAUUGACGCUGGUAACGAAUUUGCUGUAUGGCUGCGUAACUCUAAAGAACGACUAAGUAAAUGUGCUGAACCAACCGGCGACAAGGAAGCGUUAGCAAGUAAAACUCAUCAGUUAAAAAUACUUGAAAGUGAAGUUCCAGAAGGUCGCAAAAAACUGGAUGCCGCCUUACAGCAAGGGGAAAUCGCUUGUCGUACUGCUGAACCAGAAGAUAAAGAAAUUAUUGAGGAAGAAGUUGCCCUAUUACAAGAAGAAUUUGAUAACUAUCUAGAAGCUCUUAAGAAAGCUAAAGAAUAUUUAGAAGUUGGUAUUGUAAAGUGGACAGAUUAUCAAGAUCAAUAUAAUGAAGCACUGGACUGGCUUAAUAAGACAGAAGCUUUGGUGCAAUCGUACAAUAAGUUACAAGAUAGUUUAACCCAAAAGAAAAACGUAUUAGAAGAAUUCCAAGGCCAUUUGCAAACAUUAUUUGAUUGGCAAAAGGAAUUGGAUCGCUUGAAUGUCAAAGCUCAAAUUUUAUUGGAAACUUGUGCUGAUACAAGAAUUUCAAAUGCUAUAACCCAAUUGACUACAAAAUAUAACGCUUUACUCACUAUGGCAAAGGAAGUAAUGCGUCGUUUAGAAAUGCACUACCAAGAACACCAACAACAUCAUUCUUUGUAUGAAGAAUGCCAAGCAUGGAUUGAAAAAACUCGUGAAAAAUUGGCAGAAUGCCGUGUCAUACCCAGUACACUUAAUGAAAUUCAAAUCAAAUUAAACACAGUUAAGAAUUUGCGUCAAGGUUUCGAACAAGGGCAAAAUAAACUACGUUAUUUGUUAGAACUUAAAGAAAAGGUAAUUAUGAAUACAGAGAUCAAUGGUGCUGCCAAAAUACAAGAAGAUAGUGAAUUAUUAAAACAAGAUUUCGAAAAGUUAUUAGGUGAAAUGAAUGACAUUAAAUUGGCAUUAACCAAUCGUGCUGCACAAUUGGAAGAAAUCUCUAAAGUUUAUAAAAUCCUUAUUGAAUGGUUAGAAGAAGUUGAACCAAAUGUUAAAGAUAGUGCAGAUUUUUUGAAUGACUUAAGUGAAAAACGUGCUGCAUUAGAAAAAUAUCGUGGCAUACAACGUGAUAUCAAUUCUCAUAGUGACAUUGUUGAGAAAAUAAAUCAACGUUUAAAUGAAGAUAAAAGCCUAGAUCGUAGUGACUUUGCGGAUGGCCUUAAUCGUUUUGAUCGUAUUCAAGAACUAGUAGGUAAACAAAUUGAAAACUUAGAGAAUCAAGUUAAUAAUCAUGACAAGUAUAAACAAGCUUAUAAUGAAAUUAAUGAUUGGUUAAGACGUGUACGUAUUGAAAUUGAAACUUGUUCAGAUUCACAUGGUGAAAAAGAUAGUCUUCUCGAAAAAUUAAAUAAAUUACGUGAUAUAGACGCUAAUAUGAGCGACGGUGAAAAAUUAUUACAAAAUUGUGAAAACUUAAGCAAAACUGUAAUUGACACCAGCGGAAAUGAAGGGAAAGAUACUGUAAGACAAGAAAUUAAACAUUUGAAAUCGGAAUGGGAUCAUUUACAAGCUAUGUCACGUGAAGCUCAAAAUAAUUUGGAAACAUGCUUAUCAGCAUGGAACAAUUUCCUAAGUAAAUAUAGUAGAAUAAACCAAUGGAUACUAGAUAUGACCAAACGAGUACAACUAGCUACCGAAUCUGACAAUAAGAACCCAGAUGAUUUAGAAAAGGCUAAGAAAAUUCUUGAAGAAGUACAAGCUGAAAAAGAUUCAGUUGAAGAUCUAAAUGACGCCUGUGAAACAUUAAUGGAACAUAGCGCUUGUUCUAGAAUUCGCGAUCAAACAGUUCAAAUUCAAGCUGAUUACACAAAAUUAUUAACAUUAGUUCAAAGUCUGGUAUCUAAAAUUGAAAAGAAUUUAUCUGAUCAUACUGAAUUCUUAAACUAUAAGAGUGAAAUGGAUAAAUGGAUUAAAAGAGCCAAUGAUAUUUUGGACGAGUGUACUGGUGAAGGUGAUCUACAUGCUAUAUCUCAUCAAGUAGAGACUAUCAAUUCGUUAAGUUCUCGUUUACCGGAAGGACAACAUUUACUUAAUAUGGUACAAGAUGCAUAUACAAAAGCAUUAAAUGUAACACCCCUUAAUAAACAAGAUUCAUUACGUGAUUUAAUGACAAAAUGUCGCGAAAAUUGGGAUGCACUUAAUAUUGCAGUUAAACAAAAAUUGACUGAUUUGAAACAAAUACAAAAUCGUUAUAAUGAACUUAAUGCAAAUAAAAAUCGCAUUGAAAAAUGGCUAAUUGAAACCGAAAGAGUUAUUGCCGAACCAGCUGAUACAAAGGGUGAAUUAAGUGAAAUGAAAACCUUGUUGGAGCGCUUCAAAAAUUUGUCGAACGAAAUCGCACAAAAAGGCCCCGAAUUAUCUAAUUUAGGUAAAGAAGCACAUGAAUUAGGUACCGAAGUUGAUGAAAUAAGACGUUUACAAGUCAAAUGGGAAAAAGUAAAUAAUGAUUGUGAUUCACGUAUACGAUCAAUUGAAAAUGAAAUUAAUGACUAUAAUGCAUACCAUCAAUGUUUACAAGAUGUUGAAAAAUGGUUGUUACAAAUUUCAUUCCAAUUAAUGGCUCACAAUUCAUUAUUUAUAUCGAAUCGUGAACAAACUCAAGAACAAAUUAAUCAACAUGAACAAUUAUUGGAUGAAAUACAGCGUUAUCAAUCGAAUUUAGAUGAUUUAAAUUCAAAAGGACAAGGACAAAUUGAUCGCUAUUCUCCUAAAACACCAAGUAUUCGAGAUACAAUUGAAACGCAAUUAAAAAAUAUACAAGACAGUUAUAAUUCAUUGCUGCAAACAUCAAUACAAAUAAAGAAUCGUUUACAAGAAUCAUUGGCUAAAUUCCAAGAAUAUGAAGACACAUUGGAUAGUAUAAUGAGAAAUUUGAAUGAAUGUGAACCAAUUAUACAAAAUGAAUUGGAUAAACCAGCUAUGAAUUUAGAAACAGCACAGAAUCAAUUAAAAUUAGCUCAGAAUCUUCAUAAUAAAUUACAAAAUGAGAAGUCACGUUUAGCACAAGCUGUACAAGCAUGUGAAGCAGCAACUGCUUCAAUAAGUAGGCCAAGUUCACCAUUAGAAACAGCAAUGCAACCCAUACCUGAACGUGAACUGGUCGUACGUGCUAAGUUAGAAGACUUAAUUGAUCAGGUACAAUCCCAUUUGGGUGGAUUGGUAGCAACUGUUAGUGAAUUAGAACAACAACAAAAACAGAGAGCUGAACUCCAAGAUUGGAUUAAAAAGCAACAAGGUUCAAUAGCUGAUUGGUUAUCAAGACCAUGUAAACUUCGUCCAGAAGCAGCCAAGCAAGAAUUGGCAACUAUGAACGAUCUUCUUAAUACUAUUGGAGAUAGACGUAAUCAAUUGUUAACUGAUAUGACUGGAUCAUUUGCUGAUGAAGAUACAACAGAUCUAGAAGACAGCUUAGACCAAUUGGAAAGCCAGUUGAUGGAUGCUAUCACUAAAAAACAAUGUGGACAAGAUACAAUUGAAAAUUACCGUCAAUCUAUGCAAGAUAUGCAAAAUUGGUUUGAUAAUUUAAUUAAACGUAUGGAUGUUCUUGAUAAAGGUAGCGGUUUAAAUUGUGCACAAAAAUUAGCCGCCAUUGUCACCAUUAAAAAUGAAUUUGAAAAAGAUGGACCUAAAAAACUUGGUGAACUAAAGAAUAAAGCAUCUCAAGUUGCUGAAAUUAUCAGUAAUUUAGAUGGCCAACAAGUUGAAGAACAAAUGAAAUCAGUUGAAAGGCGUUACAACGAUUUAGGAAAACGUAUUGAUCGUAAAGCUCAAUUACUUGAUGUUACAAACAAAGGUAUUGAAGCUGCUAAAUCUGAAAUCGAUCAAGUUCAAAAUUGGGUUAAAGAAAAAUUAGUUGAACUACAAUCGCCACCACCAAUUGGCUAUGAAGUUAAAUCAGCUGAAGCACGCCAACAACAAAUUAAAGGAAUGAUGAAAGACGCUGAAGCAAAGCAAUCUCUAGCUGAAACAUUGGAGAAACGUGUCAAUAAUAUGCAACAUGAACUUGAACCAGUUGAACAUUCACAAUUAGAAAGUGCGUUAAGAAAUUUGAAUUCAGAUCAAAAGAAUCUUUCUGAAGCUCUUAAAACUGAAAUGCAAAGAGCAUUAGAUGCUGCUAAAGCCAGAAAAUCUUUAGAAUCUGAUUUAGAAAAGGCCAGAGCAUGGAUCAAAAAUAAAUUAUCUGAUGCCAGAAAACAAACUGGUCACCAACCGUUGACUUCUGCAGCUGUUGAGAAAGAAAUUGCUCUUAAUAAAAAGUUCGAUGAUGAUGCAAAGCAUUUUAAUGAAGGAAUGUUAUCAAAUGUCUUAAGGCAAGCUGAUCACAUAAUGAAAGAUUGUCCACCGGAAGACAAAACCAGACUACAAAAAAUUUUAGAUGAAAUUAAUGCAGACUAUGCAGCUUUAAAAGAUGAAAAUGCUAAAAAACAAAAGGCGUUACAGGAUUUGUUAGUUGGUAGGAAGAAGUUUGAAGAUGAUAUUAAACGUAUGGGUGAUUGGUUAAACGAAGCUGAAGCUUCAAUAGCAGGUGAAAUUCGUACAUCCAAUCUUCCAACUUUAGAAGAACAGCUAAUCAGAUAUAAAAAAUUAGCCGACUCUGCUAAAGAAAUUGGCGGUUUAAUGCUUGAUAUUACUGAACAAGGUAAAGGUAUUAACCCAAGUUUAAGCAAUCCAGAUAAAUUAAAAUUAGCGGAAGAUAUCAAAAACUUAAAAGAUAAGCAUUCUAAAAUUACACAAAAUAUCAAUGAUAGAUUGAAACAACUUGAGGAUCAUAUAAAGAAAUAUAAAGAUAGCAAAGCUAAAUUGGCCGAAUGUAUCGCUUUCUUGAAUUCAAUUCAACAACGUCUGCGCGAUUUGAAUAGACCCAUAGGCAGAAAUAUUGAAGACGUUCAGGAGAUGUUGGGUGCUUAUGAGAAAAUUCUCAAAGAACUCAGGGAUUCUAAACGUCGUAUGGGUGAUUUACAAGUCGAUGAUUUGCCAGAAUUACAAAGUAUAUUGGCACAGCAAGAUGAUAUGAUUAAAUUAAUUGAAGAUCAAUUAGCUCAUUUAAGGCAAUUGCUAUUAUUACGUGAACAAUAUAUUGCAUUAAUUAAUCAAAUCACUGCUUUUAUUAUUAAAUAUACUGACGUUGUUACAGAAAUUGAAAAAUCACCAGAAAGCUUAGAAGACAAAAUUCGGCAAUAUGAUGAUGUUAUUUUACGUAUUCAGGAAUGUGAAGGUUUAUUGGCUACAGCAACCGAUAAAGGGCAAAAAAUCGCUUCUGAGGGUACUGCAGCUGAUAGAAAUAGUAUUACUGAACAACUGCAAUCACUUAAAAAUCAAUUGCAGAAUUUACGUAAAACAGUUGAAGAUCAAAAACAAAAACAUGAAAUUCAAUUGGAACAUCAUAAGAAAAUUGCAGCUUUGCUAUCUGAAAUAUUAGAUUGGUUACAUGCAAAUGAAGGUGAAGUUAAAUCACGGCCAUUACUGGAUCGGGAUCCAGAUUCCGUUGAACGUGAAAUUCAAAAACAUAAGAAUUUAGCAGAUCAAGUCCUUGACAAAUUAGGUAAAGUUAAAAGCUUCAGCGAACAAAUUAAUUCUGAAAAAGCUGUACCAAGUGCUUUACUCGAAAUGAUAUCCGUGGGUAGAUCAUUCUUAUCUACAAUGCCAGCUGAAUUGGAAGAUCGCGAAAAAUAUUUAAUAAAUAACAAGAAAUCACGUUUAGAAUACAUGAAUUUGGUAGCGAAAUUUAAUGCAUGGGUACAUGAAGCGGAAACGAAAUUACAGAAUAGUCAACAUGGUAUUGAUUAUGAAAAUAUUAUGAGAGAUUUAGAAGAUCAUAAGAAAUUCUUUGGUAAUGAUGCCGGAGUUAAAGAUCUUGUUAAUCGUAAAAUACGUGAAGCUGCCGAUAAAAUAUGGCCGUCAUUACAAAAUUAUGAACAAGAUGAAUUGUCACGGGAAAUGCAAAUGCUUCAAGAUGCAUUAGUUAAUAUACUGAGCUCCGCUAAAGGGCAGCAACAAUCAUUAGAAAAGGAAGUUGAAAAUUGGAAAGAAUACAAAAACUUUUGUGAGAGGGUUAAAAGCAAUAUUGAAAGAACUAAAUUCGAUGAUGAACCAGUACAAAAUUUGGCUGGAUUACAUUUCAACAUACAGAAGAUUAGCCAUGCCCUAGGCAAUAUCCAGGGACAAACAAGUGAUUUAGAUCAAGCAAAUCAAUUGGUACAACAAUUAAAACGCAACGCUGAUACACGUAAUCGUGAUAUAAUUGACAAAGAUAAUCAAGCAUUAAAUAAAUCUUGGAAAGAUUUAAUAAGUACAUUACAAAAUCGUCGAGAUACAUUACAAUCAUUAGCAGAUAGGUGGCAAGAUUUUGAUAAUAAAUUACACGAUUGGGAAAAAUCGAUUGAACGUUUAGAAGAACGUUUUAGACAUGUCGAUCCAAUCGUAAGAUCAAGACGUCUACUCGAAGAGACAAAGAAUGUUAUCCAAGAAAUUAUCACUGAAUCUGAAGAACUCAAUACAUCAUAUAAAGAGAUUGAAACUCUCUCAAAAUCAAUCCUCACAUUCCUUGGGGAAGUACACAAACCCUCGGCGGAGGCCAUACAGGCCAAAGUGGAUCAGUUAGCUGACAAAUAUAAAAAAUUAAACGAGUCUCUACGCGAAAAGGAUAAAAAAGCAGGAAAAGAUUUAGAUGAAAUUCAAGAUAUCUUUUAUAAGAUAUCAUCACUACAAGAUCGUAUUAAUCAAUUAAUUGAAGAGUCAAGUGAUUUAUAUGUAUUCGAUGAGAAUACAAAAGAGGUUGAAAAUAAAAUUAAUAUAUUACGCAAUAAAAUAAAAGAUAUUAUUAAAGAAAGUCAUAAUUUAAUAUCAAAUACAAAAGAUAAAUAUAUAAAACAGCAAAAUUUAAUACCAUCUGAUAUACAACAAGAAUUAACUAGUUUAGAAUUAUUAACAGAACGUUUACAAGGCGCAAUGGAUGAAAAAGAACGUGAAUUUAAACGUGCCAAAACGGUACGUACAGAUUAUUUAAAUGGUGUUGAUGAAAUACAACAAUGGUUGGCAACAGCUGAAACAAAAAUACAAGAUCGUAGUUUGGCACCAUUACAAUUAAAAGAAAUAUUAAAUCGUAUUGGUCAAGAAAUAACUGGUAUAUAUGAAAAAUUAGAUUCAGUUAAAGUAAAUGGUAAUAUAAUAAUUGAUAAUAGCCGUAGUCCACAAGAAAAACAAUUAAUACAAAAUAAUAUUGACCAAUUAACACAACAAUUAAAUUCAUUAAGAUCAUUAUUAGAUGAAAAGAAACAAUUAGUUGGUGAUAGUUUAGAUUCAUGGACAAGAUUUAUGAAUUUAUAUCAAAUGGUAAUGCAAUGGUGUGCUGAAAAACGUAAAUUUAUUGCAGAGCCAUUAAGUUUAACAACAUUAACUGAAUGUAGACAAAAAUUAAAUGAUUAUUCAACGGCUGUUAAAAGUAUUAAACCAAUUAUUAAACAUUUAAAAGAAAUGGAUAGAGAAUUAGAAUUAAUAGGACAAGUAACAACAAUUGGUGAUUUAAAUAAUAAAUUACAAGAAGCUGAAAAUAAUAAAGUUGAAGUUGAAGCAAUUUUAUUGCAAAGGAAUGCGUUACUUCAAGAAGCAUCAGAAGAAUGGGAUCAAUGUGAAAAGAAAAUUAAAGAUAUUAGAACAUGGAUUGAUAAAACAAAGAAUGUAUUAGAAUCACCUAACCAUAAGAAAAAACCAUUACGCGAUCAAUUAGGAUAUUGUGAAAAGACAAUUGCUGAUAUAAAUGUACAGAAAACAAAAUUAUCAUUGUCAAUUGAAAAAUUAGAGGUACAUUUCCGUUCUGGUUUAGGUGGAGAUCCACGUUUAGCUGAAAAUGUUGAUGAAUUAAUUAAAGUCUUAGAUGAAUUAUUAGUUUUAGUUAAAACUAAAACAACUGGUUUAGAAGAGACUUUAAAUCAAAUUGAUGUUUAUCAGCAACAGAUGCAACAGUUACGUCAACAAAUAAUACAAGAAGAACAACAAUUAAGGCAAUUAAUGGCACCAACCUAUUCUCCAAAUGAUAGGGAGCGUGCAUUAGCGGAUCAACAGGCACAACAAUUGCGAUCCACAAUUGAAGAUUAUCAACAAAAAUUUGAUAUUGUUGCUGCUAAAUGUUAUACUUUGGAUCCAAAUUCUGUAACAACAACUUCAUCAACAGUUUCGAUGUUUUUAAAACCAUCAAAGCUUGGUUUAACUUAUGCUGAAGUUUUAUCUGGGCGUUCAAGUCCCGUUAACUUUGGUGUUAUAACAGAACAACAACAAAUGCAACCACAAAAAGCACAAAUAUAUAAAUCUAAUGUACAAUAUCAACAACAACAACAAAUACCACAGGAUCAAUUGCACGAAAUACAAACAAAUAUCCAAAGUCAGGAAAUUGAAAUGCCGCAGCAAAUAAUUGUACAACCAAGUGAAAAUAUUGAAAUUGAACAAUCAAAAAAUGUACCAACUUUAUCAUGGCAUCAACAAGUUCAAGAAGCUUCUGAUGACGAACAUGAACGAGAACAAGAAGUUCAACCAGGACACCAACACCACGAUGUAGAAGAAAAAUCAAAUAUUGUUAUCUUGAGAGAUACUGAUAUAAAAACAUCUCGAAAAGAUAGAAGAGAUGAUGAAAAGCGCAGAGCCAUAUUGAUUGACGAUUUUCCAACAGAAGAAAAUGUUAAUACAUCUAUUAUUACAACAGUAACAAAAAUAACUAAACAUAUAAUUAAAGAUGAAUAUGGUAAUAUUAUAGAUGAAACUGUAACACGAUCUGAUCCAGCAGUAUCAACAACAACAACAAUUGAUCAAAAUCAAAUUCAUUUACCACAAACCUCAGAUACUACUAAUAUCAGAAUCGAACUAUUAGAAACUGAAAAAACUCCAACAACUUCUAGUCAUGCACAACCGCAACAAUAUGUACAACCAAUACAUCGUUUAGAAAAACCCGAACGACCUGAAAGACAGCUAAGAGGUCGAUCACCUCGUCGUCGUGGUGGAAAAUCUGAAAAAGAUUCUACCCAAGAAAGUAUCCAUAAGUUAGGUGAACAAACAUUUCCGCAAGAAAGAAAUAAUAAAUUUAAGGAAUCAAAACAUCAUGGUUUUGAGAAAAAUCCAAAAAAUAUUUUGACUCUACCAGAAGCACAGCGAUCAAGAUCCAAAAGUCCCAUUUGGGUUCCAGGAUCAACAACUUAUGCGGAAGUUUUACGUGGCGCAGAAUUGCAACAACAACAAGAGGAUACAAAAGAAUCAAUACAAGUUCAGAAAGGUGAUCAAAAAACUCAAACUAUUCAGCAAACUGUUGAUCAUGAAAUAAAAUUUGACUCACCCCUUCAAGAAACUGAAAAUAAUAAUAUAACUAAGAAGGAUGAUUCCAGUGUCGAUUCCGUUAAUAUUCAAAGAGAUGUACUUCCGAUAGCAGGAAACAACGAAUUUGAACAAGUGAAACAUCAUCCUUCACAAUCGUCGCAAACUAUUAGUUAUAAAAUUCCUGAACAACAAACUCAAACAACCGAGUGGGGUUUUACUCAAGCAAAUCAACCAGACUAUUACAAAAUGACAGAAAAUGUUCAAAAUCAAAUUCAACAACAGCUACAACAACAACAGCAAUUUGCUAAUUACUCUAAUAUACAAGAUCCACAACAACAAUAUCAGUACCUAACGCAUGCGAUUGCUGGCUAUUAUCAACCCCAACAAUCUAAUACAGGUGUUCCCACAACGACAAUAGAAAGUACUUAUCAGAUACCAGGCAAUAUCACAGCGAAUCUUAUUUAUUCGGAACAAAAUCCGUUGUUUUAUCAGCAAUUAACAAUUCCAGUAGGAUCAUAUGACCAGCAAAUUCAACAACAGCAGCAGGAAUCUGUUAAUUUUUACGAGCAUCAACCACAACAAUUCAAUGUCGGUGAUUAUCAAAAUGCUAUAAUGAUGAAUCAAACAUUGCAAGAAGUUGUAACAACCUUAGCUUCCAUUGUUCACCAACCUUCACAUCAGCAAGUUGGUAAUGAAAUGCAACCAUUUCCACCAACAACGUCUUCAUCAAUACCGCAGGUAUUAAGAGAAUCGAGUGCUCAUAACCCAGAUCAAUCAUAUAUACCAGAAAAUAUCGACAUAACAUUUGGUCAAUUUAGCCAAAAUGAAAUCGACACUUGCACAAAAUUUGACUCACAAGAACGAGAAAAAAAUGUCGAGGUGAAUGAAAAUGUUCAAUCAUCAGAUCAGAUUUCAAUUUCAGAACCAAAUCAGAAAGAAACAACGAAUCCUAUUGUUUCUGAAAGUGAAUCAGUGCCUUUAGUAUCAUCUACAGCACAAACGUCAACCAUUUUACAUGAUCAAUCACCGGAAAGUGAAGUUAGGCAAAUUUUGCACAAUCAGCGUUCACAAUCAUCAGACAACAGCGGAAAAUCGUAUGCAGAUGUAUUAUUUGGAUUAGAUAGAGGAGGAAAUAAUUAUUUCCAGCCAUCCAGCAGUACAAAUAUAAUAUACAGCAACGUUCCAAUAUCGAAUAUACUACAAACACAAGUAGAUAAACAACCAGUCACAACUAUUACAACAACAGUUUUUGAACAACGUAAGCCUUACCAAAGAAAUGUUUUAAGUGAUAGCCUCAAAGUUCCUUAUCGAACGAAUAAUCGACAAAAGUCUCCUUCUCGUGAUAAAGUAGUCAAUAGAAGAGAAGACACGAAGAAUUUACAUAUUAAAAAAUCAAAAUCUCGUCAGCGACACAAUAGCUCUAGAGAAGAUGAUAAUGACAAAUAUGAAGCUGAUAGUAUGAAAAAGUCUGCUACUAUUGACAUUAAAUCUAAUGUCACAAAUGUAGUUAACACAAUUAUUGCCCCCAUAUCAUCAGCUAUUUCUAAAAUCAUACCGAAUCAAAAGUCAAAUAAAACAAAUGAUGAAGUGCAACAACAAUGUAAUAUAGAACCAGAAGAAACAACAGACAUAAAACCAGAAAAACCUAAUAGAAAUAAGAAAAAGAAACCUAGACCAAAAGAUGAAGAAAGUACCGUUAUAAUUGAAAAAAUACCAAUAAAAUCGAGUACAAUCAUUACAAUUGAUUCAAAAGAAGCACCAAUUGCAAUAGAUCCUCCCCAAGUCUAUAUUUCAGAGCAGGAGUUGAUUGAAACUGCUAAAGACAGUAGCCCUGAUGAUAAAAAGAGAAAAUCCAAGAAAUUUGAGAAAGAGGAAAAUAUAAUAGGUUCGACAGAUUUCGAAAAAGCAGAAAGCCAUGAUCUCAAUCAAAAAACUAAAAAACCGAAAAAAUCAAAAGAACAAACAAGCAAUAUUGAAAAUUUAGAUUCUUUAUCUUCCGAAAAGUUAAAAGAGGAAGGGCUUAAAAGUAAAGAAACGUCUAUUCUGGAAGAUGUCACACAAAUGCUAGAAAAAUCUAACAAAAAUGUGAAGGAUACUGUUCAGUCAUUUAUUAACUCCGAGAAAACAAGUGGUGAGCCUAAAAAGAAACUGAAAAAGAAAAAAUCAAAAGAAUUCAAGGCAACAGAAGAUCAAGUUGAAAGAAUAUCUAUUUCAGAAGAAACUGUAAAUAUUUUAAGCGGAAAAGGUAGCGCAGAAACAUCAAAAACUCAAGUUCCAGAUACCUCGAGUUUAACUAUUCAAAACACAACAAUUCCAUUAACUGACAUGGAAUCCGUAGAGAAGCAUGUUGUAGAAAUGCCAGAUAUGAAAAAGUCCCCAAAACCACCAAAGCGAAAACAUAAAAAAUCUCAAUCUAAAGAAACAGAAGAAAUGAAACCAAUAUCGGUUUACGAGGAAGUUAAGCCUCGAUCUGAGGAAAACUUAAAUGUAACUCAAGAAAGUAAAGUUGCAAAAGAUAUCGAGGGUGGACAAUUUGGCAAGAAAGAAAAGCGAAAGCAUAAGAAAUCUGAAUCAUAUGAUCCAAAUGGAAAAAUUGAAAAACUUAAUACUAAUGAAGUAACUUCUGCCACUUCAGAAGACAGAAAUUCUGUCGAAACUGUGAAGACUAAUUUAGAAGCAAAUAUAUUGUCACAAAAUACCCCCUCACCACAGAAGAAAGAAAGGCGAAAACAUAGAAAAUCACAAUCAAAGGACAAUGAUGUGAAAGAAACAAUUUCAAUUUUAGAACAUAUUCAAAUAGAAACUGAAAUUACGAAUCAACAUAAUACAAGCGGUGAAACUGUAGAAACAAUGCCUAUUUCUAAGGAAAUCAAAGCUGAAAUAAGAACAGAAGGGUUCAAGUCAAAUAUUAACGAAAGUAUUCCUAGUGAAAGUCAACCAGAACUACAAAUUGUUACCCCAACUUCCGAAACAACAAUAACCAUAACUGAAAUUAAGUCAUCUGUCGAACCAAAUGUUACAGAAAUAAUUUCAAUACCCAACGAGUCUAAUAAAAAUGUUGAACUAAAUAACAAAAGAGACCAAUCAGAAAACAAUAAAAAGCGAAGCAAAAAACAAAAGAAACAUUCUGAGAGUGAGAAAACCGCUUCUGUUCCAAAAGAAGUAGUUCAAUUCAAAAGAGAAGAAACAAGUCCUGUGAUUUCACAAAUUGAUACAACUGCCUUAACAGUAGUACCAUCACAUGAAGUAACACCGCCAAAUAUUGAAAGCACAAAAACGAUUAUCGAAAAAAAUGUAAAAGAUGAACCUGCGAUUGAGGAAACUUCAAUUAAAACUUUACCUAAAAAAUCAAAACAGCACAAAAAUGAUAAAAAUAAAAACAAAAUAGGAUCAUUAAAACAACCUGUAAUGCCGGAAAGUAAUACUUUGUUAAAUUUAGUCGAAACUGAGAUAAAAACAGAAGACCAAAUAUUACCAGAUAGUACCGUUACAAAGACUGAAACUAAGACUGAAACAUUUGAUGAUGGACAGAUCACUAAAACGAUUGUAACAACAACAACUGUAACGGAACAAAUAGUCGAACCGACUGUUGAAAUAUUAAAAAAUAAUAUCACAGAUAAUACAUUACCAGAAAAAUCAAUUAUUCAUAUUAAUAAAACAAUAGAAGAAUCUCCCUCAAUGCUAUUACAAACAGACAAGUUACCAGAUUCAACAACAAUAACAACUGUUGUUGAAAAUGAAUCUACAAGCAAAUCAGAACAAGAACGGAGGGAUAUUAAUACUGUUGAGACUUUAAAAACGACUAAAUUACAAACUAUUACAACACCAGAUCAUAAUGGCCAUAUAAUUGAAGAGGAUGGUUCUAAUGCCACGCUGUCAGAAACUAUUAUAUUGCCAGACAGAAAAACUCAUAAAAUUUCUCUAAUUACGCAUGAAGAAGUUCAUAAAGAACCCGUUAUUCGAAUGAGUUUAGAAAUUCCAACAGUUACAUUAAAAGUUAAAAAGACUGUAACAGAGAGUCAAGAACUUUUAAUGCAAGUUGCUGAUGAAUCCGUAUUAACUGAAACAAUAGAAAUUUCAGAUAUUCCAUCAGUAAACAAAGAAGAUAUACCGAUAUCACAAAAAAUUGACGAGUCCAAAUUACAAGACGAUGAACGAAACACUAAUACUACAAUUAUAGAAAGCAUUCCAAUAGUUGACGAACCCUUUGUUUGUCUAACUAGUGACUUAUCAGGCACGGAUACGGUUACAACUAUUGAAAAUAUUCAAGAAGUUCAAAAUGAGUCACAUGCAAAAAAUGUUAAUCUUAUUGUUACUGAUUUAGAUGAUCCAAAUCCAAAUGAAUUGAUUCAAGUUGAAACCAUAACUGUAACUGAUAAGACAAUUGAAACGCAACAUGAUAUUAAAGACAUUCCAAAUUAUGAAAAUGAAAAACAAAAACCGAAAUCUUAUGCUGGUUUACCGAUUGAUGAAUCAGCAAGUGAUUGGAUGAAUGCUAUUGAUGAACCAAUGGUAUUUUCCGAUGAUGAAGAAGAACCUGAACAAUCCAAAACAAUAGCAAUAGAUGAAAUUCAAAACUGUAGUUUAGAUGACACAAAUAAUGCUUCAAUAUCAGAAAUAACUGAUUCUGGCGUUGUUUCUUCAUCGCUGCAAAGUGAUGCGAAGUCAAAUAUGUCCGAAACAAUUGAAAUUUUACAAGAAAUGAAACUUUCCAAAAAAACUCCAGAAAUAAAGGACAUUGCAACAGUUGAAGAAUUAACUCCAGAAGAUAAAAUUCUUUUAGAUAGUAUAAAAGAAAAAACGUCUAAAAAGAAAAAGAAGCGACCAGCAUUACCAGAACAAUUUAAAGAAAAAGAUGACACAAGAGAUGCUCAUGAAAUAAUUGAGGAAAACAAAAUGUUAAUUGAAGUCAGCAAAGAAAUUAUUGAAACUAGUAAACAACAUUUAAAAGAAAGUAAGGAUAUGGCUGAAAUAAGUAAAAAUUUAUUAAAAUCUGGUAAAGAUUUGACUUCAGAAUUCUUAAUAAAAGAAAGGCAACAAAAUAUUGAUAAUCCUAAAACUUCAACAGUAAUACAUGAAGAGGUAAAUCAAAUUUCAAAAGAGCCAAAAAUUGAAAUAAAAACUAAAGAAAUUACUGUAUCAAAAUCUGAAAUCGCUGAAAAAGAUCCUAAAGUUAGCCAAGACGAUUGGCAACUGAAAAAAGUUGUCGAAACUGUUACGACAGUUGUACAAGACUUAACAACAGGUCAAACUGUUAAAACCGUUAAAGUAGGUUCAGGUAAAGAAAGCAAAGUUGUUAGCAAAAAUAUUAAUAAUGAAUCAUUUGAUUCAAUGCCCCAAAAAUCUAAAACUUUAGUUUUGGAAAAGCCCAUAGAAAAAAUUUCUGAUAUAGAUUUUAAUAAAUCAAAUAUUGAUUUAGUAUCUCUAUCAUAUAAUAUACCAAAAUACAAUCAUUCUGCGCUCAGGAGUGCAGAAUCUAAUUUACCUAAAAUCUUAACUUCGUCUAUAGAAACACCCAUAGAAAUUGAUUCAAAAACAUUAAAAUCAAACCAAGAAGAAGUGCAAAAAUUAAAUAUUAUUACAGAAAAAAUUGUUGAUAAUAUAAAAGAUGAAUCUCCUCAAAUUUCUAACACAAAUAUUUCCAACACAUUAACACAAUUACAACCACAACCACACAAUAUUAUUGCUCCUAACAAAAUUGAUGAUAACAAAUUAACCGCAAUAACUAGCUUAGAAAACAUAAUUAAUAAAGCUACUAUUGAAGAUUUAAAUAAACCCCCUAUUACCACUACUAAUACAAUUGCGAAUAUUUCUGAGUGUUCAAUACCAGCUAAUUACUCUUGCUAUGACAUCCCAGCUUAUAAUUUACCCUCAAUGAGCCAAGCUGAAAGGAAUUUUUACUUGUUCCUUAAUUCUCCAAUAAUGGAACCUAAAUUAGUUGAACAGAAGAUGAAUAAAAAGUUAGAAGACGCCGCUAACACAAAUGAUGAACCAAUUUCAUUACAAAAACCAACAAUGGUUACUGAACAAACUAUUUUUACAACUACUACAGAAAUUAGAAAUUCGACAUCACAAAAAAUAGAAGAAGAACCUGAUCAAAUUAAUCAAAGAAAUAAUAUUCCAGUGCAUAGUACAGAAACUGUGUUACCUGGAAAAGAAGUUAUAAUAAAUAUAGCAGCGGAAUUUAAGGAAGAAUCCAAAGUUGUAAUCGAUAAACCAGAAAAUCUUAGAAAAAUAAGUGAUGAAAAGAAGCAAGGCAAGAUUGCUCAAGAAAGUGUUGAGCCACAUGAAAAUAAACCUUUGGCAGAAAAAAGUGGAAAUGAUGUUAAAACUCUUCAAGAAUCGGUUAACAUUAAUAAAGAAGCUGAAGAGCACAAAAAAACAGUGUAUGCUGGCUUGCCUCUUGAUGAAACUAGUGAUGCUUGGAUGGAUGAACCACCUGUAUUUUCAGACGAAGAAGAGUCAAAUGACAAACCAGAAAAUGUAAUAGAAGUAGUCCAAGAAACUGUUGAACUGCACGAAAAUAAGUAUUCGAUGAAACCAAUUAAAAACGACAUUCCAUUGGAAAAUAAAGAAAUAAGAACUGUCAAGGAAGAUAUUAAAACUCCUUACGCCGGGUUGCCUCUUGACGAGACUUGCGACGCUUGGAUGAAUGAACCACCAAUAUUUUCGGACGAAGAAGAGUUAACUGGAAAACCGCAAAGUUUAAUAGGGACGCUUCAAGAAAUUGUUGAAUCGUCUGAAAAUAAACCUUCAGUAGAACAAACUAAAACUGUUCCACUGCAAAAUUCUGAAGAUCUUAUUCCAGACAAAGCUCAGCACCACAAUGAGAAACAUUCAAUGGAACCAAUUAUUGAACAGCACAAGAACAAACAUCAAAUGGAACCAAUUAAAAACGAUGUUCAAUUGGAAACUAAAGAAAUCAAAACAGUCAAAGAAGAUAGUAAAACUCCUUACGCCGGUUUACCUCUUGAUGAAACUUGCGACGCUUGGAUGGAUGAACCACCAGUAUUUUCUGAUGAAGAUGAAAAAGAGUUAACUGGAAAGCCGGAAAGUAAAACAAAACUGGUUCAAGAAAUUAUCGAAUUACAUGAAGAUAAUCCUUCAGAACAGACUAAAACUGUUUCAGUGGGAAGUUCUAAAGAUCUCAUUAUAACUCCAGACAAAGUUCAGGUUCAUGAAAUAAAAGAAGAAAUUGAACAAGCCAAAAAACCUUACGCUGGGUUACCACUUGAUGAAACAAGCAAUGCGUGGAUGGACGAACCACCAAUUUUUUCGGAUGAAGAAGAAUUACCUGAGAAAUCUCAAAAAGUCACAAAGUGUAUCAAAAAUGAAAAUGAUAAUCAGCUAAUUAAAAAUAGUGAAGAUUUAGGAGAUAUUCCAGUAAAAGAUUUUGUUGAAAAUGAUCAAAAACCUAAUGCGGUUUCGGAAAAUAUGAAAGCAGAAUCAAAGAAUAAAACUAAAAUUAAGGAAACCAAUUUGGUGCCAAACACUAUAGUUGAAAAAGUUACAGAGUUUGUUAAAGAUGAAUUAAAAACGAUAGAUCAGCAUGUGGAAAGAAACGUAAUUAAGUCGAUUUCUCAAGAAAACCUCAAUAAUGAUGAUGAUGAAUGGAUUUUACUUGAAAAACCCGAAGAAGAAGUAGCUCCGAAAGAAGAAGCGGAAAUUGACACUUGGUCUAGUUUGCUAGAUGAUACUCCACAAGUAACGGACCGAACAUUUACAACAACUAUAACUACAACGACUACCAAUAAAUUUAUUUCCAAUUUAUCUGCUGAUGCCCCAGAGUUCACGCCAUCUUCGAGAGUGAGUAAACAUUCACAAAUACAUCCAGAAGCUCCUGAAUUUACACCAUCGUACAAAAGGGUGACAAUGCCCAACCCGGACGAAAUCGAAGAAUUCACACCAUCAUAUAGAAAACCGAAAUCAGAUAUCAAUUCAGAUUUUAUAAAUCAAGAGCGAAUUGCGACCUCUACAACAAUAAGAGAACUCAAGGAUGUCCAUGAAACGAAUAUAAAAGAUAAUUCCGAAAAACUAAAGAAUGACGUAAAAUCUAAGGUUGAAGAUGAAAAACCAAAAGAGAAGUCAAAAUUGAAAGGUAAAAACAAAAAACCAAAAGACAUACCUGAAAAAGAUAUUGUUACCGAAACAAUUGCUGAACCCAUUGCUGAAUCUGUGGAAAUACAUAAGGAAGUCGUGAGUUCCGGCCCACCAAUUUCUGUUUGGCAAAUGGCAAAAGGAAGUGAUGGAAAAACUUAUGCUGAGGUUUUAUUUGGAGAUUCGCCUCCUGAAAGUGAAAUUGAGCAAGUCUCUCACGACAACAGCGAAACUGGAGAAGAUGCAUUGGUAUCAGAGUCUCUUAUAAUUAAAGAAAUUCAAAUUGAAAACAUAUUACCCGCAACAAUAGAGUCAGUGUUAGAUGUACCAGAACAUGGAGAUCCUAAAGAGAAGAAACCCAAAAAAGAAAAAAGAGACAAAAAACCUAAAAAGUCAAAAGAAGAAAUUCCUCAUGAACAACACGUAGAAGAAGAAAUUAAGGUAUCAAAGCCUGUCAAAGAGAAGAAAGACAAGAAAGACAAAAAGAAGUCAAAGGUAACUGAAGGACAAAUAACGUUGCCCGUAAUACAGCCUGAAGAGCGAAAGAUUGUUGAAGAAGAUAUAGAAAUUCAAAUAAAAGAAAUUGAAGUUGAGUGUGAGCCUGAAAAAAUUCUUCAAGAUGAAAUUUUCUCUAUAGAAUCAAAGGAGAUUGUUUCUGAGACUAAAAAUAUCGAAGCUUUAACAGAAAAAUUACAAGAUUUAAAACUUCCAGAGCCAGAAAUAGUGGACGGAAAAUCGGACGAGCCGACCCAAAAUGAAAAGAAGGAUACAUCAGCAUUUUCUUGGGCAGAUUUAAUAAAGAAACCUGGCGAAUGGAUUGAUGAAACACUGCAUAAAAAGACAAAUAAAACAGAACCGAAUAAAACUGAACUUCUGAAACAGGAAGAAUCUAAAUUUAAAAAACCAAAAUCGAAAGAAAUAAAGGAAAUGGUCACAAAAGAAAGUUUAGAUUCUCAGAAAGAAGAUGUCAAGGAUAAACAACUUAAAAAAGACAAACGAAAAGAACGAAAGAACAAGAAUGUUAAGGAAACAAUUGACAUUAAAAUAUCAGAAGAAACUACACCAGAAAGCAGGGCAGAGCCAAUACAAAAUAUUUCUUCUCAAGAAACCAAACACUCAGAUCAGUUAGAAGUUGAAGAAAACGUUGAAAGAAAAGAUCCCUUGGUUAAAGAAUUUGAAAGAAAGUUGUCCGAAAAACAAGCUGAAUCUGAAGCAGUGCCAGACUCUGGCGGAUUUAGUUGGGCUGCUUUACUAAAAAAACCAGGGGAAUUCGUUGAUGAUCUUUUAACAAGAAAGCAAAAAUCAAAGGAGGAACCUAAAUUAAAAAAAGAAGAAACAAAGCCAUCUAAGAAGAAAGAUAAAGUUAAAAAAUCACACAAAAUUCAAGAACCGCAAGAACCGCAAGAACUAACAAUUAAUGAAAAACGAGAAAUUAUCGCAGAAGAACAAACUACGGAAGUCAAGGAAGUUCAAUCCCAAAUUUUGGAAGAAAUUUCUUCUAUUUUAGAUGAUGAUUCUAAAGCUAUAGAACCAGUUGUACAUGAUCCAACGGAAGUAAAAAUAACAGAAAACAUAUCAUCAGAUAAGCAGUUAAGUUGGGCACAAGUUGCUAGUCAAAUUGACUCAUGGACGGAGCUCGAAAAACCCAAAAAGACUGAAAAAUCUCCAGAACCGUCACUAAAAAUAAAGGAACGCGAACGUGAAAAACUGAAACAACAACGCAUCAAAAAAUUGAGACAAAAACGUGUUUCCUUUGAUGAAAAUACAUUUAAAAAUCCGGAGAUUAUUAAUGACAAGUUGCAAAUUUAUACCGAACCGGAAGAAUCAACCAAUACUGUUGAAAUAAACUUAAAUAAACAAGUGCCUUCUAACUGGGCUUCAAUUGUGAGUCAAACUUCUGAUUUUAUCGAUACUGAAAAGAAAUCAACUGAAAGUCCUAAAGAACAAAGACUUAAAAAAGACGAAAAGAAGAAAAAAGAAAAAUUUGUAGCUAUUCUGGUUGAAAAACCAGACCUCCCUCAAGAAACAGAAGGAUUUGAAAUGGCAACAAAAGAAAUACCUUACACAAAACCUCCUGAAGAAGAAACAACAAAACCCAAUAUGACUUCAUGGGCGUCAAUAGUAACUAAGUCAACUGUUCCGGUGGAGCAAGUUCAACAAUUUGAGCCAGAAUAUAAACAAGUGAAACCUACUCAAUCAACUGUUGAAGAAUUUGAAGAUAAUACUUUGGAUGAUGUUUCCUGGUCUAGUUUAGUAGAAAUGGAACAAAAAGUUGAUCAGCAACAAAAGCCAAAAUCAUGGUCUACUAUGAUAGAAGAAGAAUUAAAAGAUCAAAUAGAGAUAGUGCCAGAAGUAGUCUCACAAACAGAAGAUGAGGUACUUGAAGCUGUAAAAGAAGAAAUUCCAGUUUCAAUAGAAAAACCAAUAGAUGUAGAACAAAGGCUUAAGUCAGAGAUAUCUAUCGCUGAGGAAGCUGUUGAAAUGGAUCAAGCAGAUGAAGUAGAAAUUCCUUUAGCCGAUAACAUCAAUAUUGAAAAUGUUAUCUCAACAAUUUCUAAAACUCUAAACAUUCGACAAGACAAUACCCAACCUUGCGACGAGAAAGAAAUCAAGAAUAAGAUUCUUAAAUCUGAAAUUAAAUCAGGCACACCGACGCAAGAAGUUAAGAUAAUGGAUAAUGUUAACAAAGAACAGGAGUUCUCGGGAUCUAAAUUUCAAAGUACUAAAGAAAACGAAGUUCGCAAUACAGAUAUUCCUAGCGUUUCUGAUACAAGAAGUCAACUUGGAACAACAGAAGUUGUUGGUUCUAGCAUUAUUCAAGAAUUUAUUGAACAAGAAAAGAAAGGAUUUAAACCAAAUGAAUCAGAAAGUUCAAUUUUAAUGAAAACAAAAGAACAAAUAGAAAUUGAACCAGCUAGAAGUCAAGUUGUACAAACUGAUGUAACACAUAUUCUAACUGAAACAAUUUUAGAAGAAGGAAAAGACAACCCAGUUCAAGAAGUAACGCAUAUUGAUCAAAAAAAUAUUGAUAAACCAAUUCAUCAACUGAUUAAGCCAAUUGUAGAAAAGCCAAUGCCGCCAAUCGUAGAAAGACCAACUUUACCAGAAACACCAAUGUCUUGGGCCGCUAUUGUGAGUCAAACUGCAAAUUUCAUUGAAAACGAACAAAAUACAUUGCAAACUGAAUCAUCAAAACCAGUAAUUAAUAAACCAAAAGCUGAAAUCAAAGAAAUUUCUACUGAAAAGAAGAAAAAUAAACAUUAUAAGGUUCACGAAGUAGAAGAGUUCUCAGAAGAAGAGUUGAAAUCGGAAAAGUCACUUAAUGUCAAACAAGAAACGCAACCUGAAAAAUCGGACAAAGUUAAAAAAGAAAAGAAAAAGAAGGAAAAACAAAAAACUGAAAAGGUUAUUGGAAUUCCAGAAAACGUUGUGCAAAUAACAGAAACAAUUUCUAUAAAAACUGCACUGCCUGAAAAUCAACAAACUGUAAUUGCUCCAAAACAUAAAAAAGAGAAAAAGUCUCAGGAAAGCCAUAAAAAUAACAAAAUUGAUGAUGUAAAAGAAAAGUCAUCUACUAACCAGUCAACAAUUUCUUGGGCCAAUGUUGUCACUCAAAGUGUUUCCUUAGAAGAAGAAAAUUUACAAGAUCCGCAACCAAUUGAAUCCAUUGAACAAUUUAACGUUUCAUCAGAAUGUCUUGAAAACCAAAAAAUUGUUCUUGAAAUAAAUAAGGAAGAAAUAAGCAACACAAUUUCAGCAGAUAUUGCCCCUGAAAAUGAAAACGCAAAAAUUUCUUUUGAUAUACCCACCAAUAUUGCACAAGAUAUCAAAGAGUCUUUGGAUGAAUCAGUAAUGCCACUCACCACUUCUUGGACAAACAUUGUGAAUCAAAGCAUUGAACUAGCACAACAAGAAAUUAAUGUUCAUUUUGAAACAGAGCCUUCUAUGAAGGCACAGGCUAUUCAAGAAUCUUCAAAUGAAUUUUUAAUUGAAGAAGAAAAUGUACAAAAAGAUCCUGUUAUCGAAGAUCAACGUAAAAAAGCUUAUCGUGAUAUGAAAGAUAAAAAGAAAACUUCAAAAGAUAAAUCCAAAAGUCGUUCUCCAGAAAGUGAAUCGUCACAAUUUAACUUUUCAAAAUUACCAACAAAAUCAACUACACUUACACAGAUACCAUCAGUUUGGAAUACAUCCGAAACUUAUGCUGAGGUUGUUAGAGCUGGAUUGAACGAACCACAAAAUAUCGUAUCUGAAAUGCUUGAUCAAAAUCAUGAACCAAUAGACGAAUUUCCAGAUCCUCCCCUUCAAUUUAUUUACAAAGAAUCUACACCAGAACAAAAUAUUACAACCACGACUAUAACAGAAAUUGAGCAGAAAUUAGAAGAAAUAGAGGAACCUGCUGUAGCUGAAAAAUCUUCUUUAGAAAUUCAUUCUACAGAAGAAAUAGCUCCGAAUGUGUUUGCUGAAACUGUUCAUGAAACAAUUGCUGCUGUCGAAACUCAACAGGAGGAGGUUAAGCAAAAUAUAUUUGAAAUACCAGAAUACUCUAGUGACACAUUAACCUGGGCAUCCAUAGUAAGCAAGCAAUCUUUACCAGAACAAAAUAAAUUAGAAGAAGAGCUGCCGAAAUUGGAAAACUUUGAUCGUUCAACCAGAAAAAAUCCUGUAAUUGUUGUACAGGAAUCUGAGCAGCACGAGCCAAUUUUACAUGUUGAUGAGGAAGGUUUCAUUGAAACUAUAUCGAAAAAAGAAAAACGAAUUCGUCACAGAUCACGUUCCAGAUCCAAUUGUGAAACCAUUAACGACGUAUCAAUAAAACUAGAACCAAAUGAAUCAGAAAUUAAAAAGAAACCUAAAAAGUCGAAGAAAAAUAAAACAAAAUUGGAAAUUAAUGUAACUGAAAGCCCUUCAAAUGUUAGUGAUAUUCAAAUUGAAGAGAACGUUAAUAGUAAAACAGCCGAAAAGCUGGUUGACACUUCAACGAAACCUGACGAUGAAACCAUAACUACUAAGCAUGGUAUAUACACGAUAGAAAGUUCUUCCAAAUCAUGGAGAGAAUUGGCAGAUGAAGAACUGAUCGAAGAUUUAGUUGCUUCCGUAAACGAACCAAGUCAACCUGAACUUUGCGAAGAGGCUACAAUCAUUCAAGUCGAAGUAAGUGCACCGAAACCGCUUUCUUGGGCCUCAAUUGUUAGUCAAUCACAACAACAACCGCCAGAUUUGAUCAACAAAAGUCAGAUGGAAGAAACGAUUUCUCGAAAAUCCAGACCCAAACAGAAACCUGUAAUAAAAGUGCAAGAAAUAGAACCAACUGCGUCAGUUGUACAUGUUGACGAAGAUGGAUUUUUAGAAUGUAUUUCCAAAAAAGAAAAGCACGAUAGAAGACGGUCUAAAUCUCCCAGACCAAUGCAACAAACGCCAAAUAAUGUAGAGAUCAACGCUGAAGCGGUUAUUGAAAUAACUGAAACAACAGAAAAGAAAAAGAAAACCAAAAAGACGAAAAAACAUAAGAAAGAAGAUAAAAUUGAAACAGAAGAUAUUCCAAACGUUGCUACUAAUAUUAAAGAAAAUAUUUUAGAAUGUCCUUCUAGCAUCUCUUACGCUUCUGUCCUAAAUCAAACUGCAACCUUUAUCGAACAAGAAAAACUAAAUAUUCCUCCGACAUCUUUACAAGAACCACAGAAAAAAGUAGAAACAAAUAAACUGGAUAAAGAGGUAAUUACAAAUGAAAUAUGUGAAGUCCCGAAUAUUAGGGAAGCUAUUGAACAAAAUCCUAGAGUCAUAGAAACUGAAUUUGAUAUGAAAAACGAAAUCGCUACAACAAACAUAGAAGAAACUCCACCACACAAACGUUCUUGGGCAGAAAUGGUUGAAGAAGAUGACGGCUGGUUCGAUGAAUCUCCUGAGAAUGACGAGCCAAAAGUAACCACUUUGACAGUUAGCGAUGUUCAAGUUAAGGAAAUCAUGGACACUCCAAAUGAUGAAGUUGUUAUGAAUAAAGCUUCUGCAAGCCCGCAAACUUUCACGUGGGCGUCAAUAGUUAGCAGUAGUGGUCCAUCUAGCGAAAUUCCUACCGUUGAUGUAAUAUCAAAAACAGUUGAACGUAAAUCUCGUCCAAAACCAGUUAUAACUGUUCAAGAAACAAUAAGUGAUUACAAAGAACCUGUAACAAUGAAAGACAAUGAAGGUUUUCUUGAAAUUAUUUCAAAGAAGGAAAGAUAUAGAAGACGUUCUAGAUCUCGAUCGGAUAGAGAAGGUCCACAAAGUGGUACUGAAGAAGAAGUAAGCAAACAUACAGAAGAAAAAAUAAAAAAGGCAAAGAAAGCUAAAAAACCGAAGAAGGCCGCCGAAUUAAGCGAGAAUGCCGAAAUUUCAGUUCCCCAAACAAUGGUUGAAGAGAAUAUUAUUAUAGACAUUAGCAAAAAUGACACUAAUUUGUCUCCAAUUAUUGCGGAACAAAAGGAUAUAGUAAAGGCAACUGAGAACCCCAAGUCAGCCAAAAUAGAAUCUGAAAUCAUUGAAAAGACCAACGAAACCCUUAAAGAAAUCGUAACAGUUAUAAAUACCACUGCAGAAAUAUUACGUCCUUCUAGAGAAGAUACAGUUAAAGAAAACGAAGUUGAAAAAAUUUCUAUUUCUCAGGAUUCUCAGGAUAAGGAAGAGUCUAAACAUAAAAAGGUCAUAAAUGAUACACAGAAUUUCUUAGAAAGUGAAAGACAAAAACAAAUCCAAAGCGAACAGAAACCAAAAAAUAUGGCUACGCUAACAGUUGAAAAAUUGAUUUCGAACGAGAAACCUAAAACUCAAGUUACCAUAACAAAAAUUGUUACAACAGAAACUACAAAAAUUCAAAAUAUUCCUGAAGCAGAGCCGGAAGAUAUAAGCAAUACCCCAGUUUUAGACUCAGAAGAGUUUACUAUAACUAUUCAAAACGAACCCGACAGUUUUAAAAACAUUACAAAUGAGAAAAACAUAACUGACACACAAGAUAGCACAGAAAUCGACGAGAAUAAAACACAAACACCAACAGGGCCUACUUGGGCUUCAAUAGUAUCUGAAUCUAGUCCAUUAGAAACAAUUGAAUCAGAACCAGCUAUUGUUACUGUAGAAGAACGUGUCUCCCGAAUUAGGCCAAUGAUACAUGUUCAAGAAUAUGAAACAGUUGAACCAGUUGCAUUAUUAGAUUCUGAAGGUUUUCUGGAAAUAGUAUCGAAACGAGAAAAGCAUCGCAGAAGGUCGAGAACAAGGUCUGGACAUUCUAUUAGUGAAGGUGAAGAAGUGUUUGAACAAAACCAAGAAGUGGAGGGCGAUAAAAAAUCGAAAAAGAAAAAGCCUAAGAAAAGUAAAAAAGGACAAACUGAUUGUGAAAUCGGAAAUGAAGAAGAGCUCAAAAAGUCUGAAAUUCCAGGUAUACCAUCUGCCAGUAAUCAAGAUAUCGAAUUACUUGUCAAAAAAGACUUUCAAACUUCCAAGGAAAUUUAUAUUCCAGAUAUAAUAUCUAAAACUAAUGAUUUUAUUGCCAAUGAACAGCAAAAUCAAGUAUCUAACAAGCUACAAAGAUUACAUGAACUAAAGGUUGCCGAAACGGAAAAAAUGAUUUCAGUUGAUAAUAUUAGCGAAGAAGAAGUUAAUUUAUUAGUUGCAGUUCCAAAUGAAACUGCUUCAAUAACGGAGCCUCCUGCAAAAGAAUUAAAUCCAAAGCUGUCGGAUUUCGCUAUUGAUUCACCGCCUGAUAUAUCUUCAUUGCAAAAUGUUUCGACAGAUAUAUAUGAACAAACUAAUAAAUUUAUUUUAAACGAAAAAUCUAUUAAUAAACCUAUUGGAACUACAAGAAAUACUAUCGAAAAACCUGAGGGAAUACUCAUUGCUGAACCAGGAAAAACAUCUACAAAAGAAGUCGCAAUUAUGCAACCAACAGAGAUUGUUGAAGCUGCGAAAGAUAAUUUGCUGAUAAAUCUAGGAAACGAUAAACAUUUUUGGAAGGAUAAACAUCAAAUCGAAAAUGCUGAAAAAUUAUGGGUAAAGAUUAAGUUUGGCGCUAAACUUUCCGAACAAUUUGAAAAAGAAGCAUCAAUUGAACCUGAAGAAUCGAAGUUUACGUUGAUUCCAUCGGAUAAUAAAAUUAUUACCACUGAUAAGCCAGACAAACAGAGAGAAUUGAGUCAACAAAAUCUUGUUUUGAAUCUUUCAAGCGAUAUUAAGAUUUGGCAGCAUAAGCCUGAAAUUGAAUUUGCAGAAAAGUCUUGGGCAAUUUAUAAAUUUAAAGCUCUAGAGCCUGAAAAGACAAAAUAUAUUGAAACCGAAAUCCAACCAAAAUUAACUGAAAUGAAAGAAUUGCAAGAAGUAAUAUACACUGAAGAUAAACCAAAAUCUUCUUCAGGUCCUACUUGGGCAUCAGUAGUUAGUAGUUUCGUACCAGAAGAAGCGUCGAUAAAUCAAGAACCCUCUGAUGUAAUUGUAAUAGAAAACAUAUCUCGUAUGCGGCCUACUAUUCAUGUUCAAGAAUAUGAAAUAGCUCCAGAUCCAGUUGCAAAAUUGGACUCGGAAGGUUUCCUUGAAAUUGUGUCUAAACGAGAGAAGCACCGUAGAAGAUCAAGAACAAGAUCUGGACAAUCUGUUAGUGAAAGUGAAGAGAUAUUUGAACAAAAAGAAGAGCCUGAAAUCGAGAAGAAAACUAAGAAGAAGAAACCCAAGAAAGGUAAAAAAGAAAAAGCUGAAAUCGAAAAAGAAACAGAAAUAAAUAAGGAGGAAAGGUUUGUAGCUUCGGUCGAUACAAAAGAACUUAAUAUAGCAGAAGAUCCACGUAUUGAAAAAAGUAUUCAUUCGGAUUUGCCUGUUUUAUCUUACGACGAUCUUACUUUGAAAGAAAAAGAAAUUCAAAACUCAUUUGAUCACAAACAUUCAGUUUUAGAAACUCCAAUGUUCCCAUUUACAGAAAAAUCUUUGAAAGAAGACGCUGAACCAUUUAAAAUUUCCAUAAACCAAAAUAUUCAAGAGCCAAUAAACAUAAAUGAAAGAAAAAUUGAACGUUAUAAAAAUAAUCUUCUUUCCUCACUCGUAAAUGAUAUGAGUUUUUGGAAAAAUAAACCAUUGUUUGAAAUGGCUGAAAAAAAUUGGCAAAUAAAUAAACAAAAAUCUGCAGAAAAACCAGAACUUAAAAACCCCGACGUUAAACAUCGUAUCGAAAUAACAGAAAUAGAAAGAAUUGCAAAUGAUUCAGAAGAAACCGAUUUUGUUGUAAUUGAUAACACCUCCACUAGCGAGGAAAUAGUCAAAAUCGAAGAAAAUGAACCGGGGAAGAGUGGAUUCUUUUCAAAUCUUGUAAAAAACCUGACAUUUUGGAAAGAACCUACGGAGGUCGACAAAGGCACCGAAGAACCAAAAUCUAAGAAAACUAUAAAAGAAGGCCAAGAGAUUAUUAAAGAAACAACAUGUCCUCUUGAAGCUGUUCAAAUUCACAUACCUGAUGAGCAGAACUUAGAAAAACCCCUUGAUAUUCAAAAGGACACUGCGACACAAUCAAUUAUUUCUGGACAACCACAAAAAACUGUGGAGCAACCUGAAAUUGAAAUUCAGUUUAGCGUUCAAAAGGAUACCGUAAAUCAAUCAACUAUCUUAGAUAAAACUUAUAAAGAACCUGAAAUAAAUGUACAAACAACAAUUGAAACACAGCUAUUACAAGAUACUGUCGAAAUACCAAUUGAGCUUCCAGUUUCUCCAGAAAGUGAUAAAACACUAUUAACCGGACCUUCGUGGGCAUCAAUUGUUAGUACAUCAAUACCUCAACAAAUAAUUGAAGAUACAGAUAUUACUCCAACGAGUACCGAAGAAAGAAAAUCUCGUCCUAAACCUAUAAUUUGUGUGCAAGAGGGUGAACCAAAUCCAGAACCAGUUUCCAAGAUUGAUUCUGAAGGAUUUUUAGAAAUUGUAUCAAAACGAGAGAAACACCGUCGAAGAUCAAGAACCCGAUCAGGUCAUUCUAUAAGUGAUGUUGACGAAGUAUUAGAACAAUUGACGGUUAAAGAUGAUAAACCAAAAAAAGAAACUAAAAAGAAAAAGGGUAAAAAGGAAAAAGUUGCGAAAACAAUUGAACAAUCUAUACUAAUACAAGAAAAAGAAUCGACGGCUGUUAAGCAAGAAUCCCCCUUACAUAAAAAAGAUAAUUUGCUUGACAAUGUAUAUUCUGAUUUCAAAUUUUGGCACUAUGAACCUCAAUGUAUUGAUGCUGAAGCUAAAUGGUUUACAAUGAAAUCUGGUGAACAAUCUCUUGUGGAAUCUGAAAAACCUGCUGGGUCGAAUUCUUUAACUUUUGUACAGGAAGAAGUAAAACCUAUUACAUCUAAGAUUCUUGAAGAAACCCCUUGUUUAACCAAACCGGUUACAGAUUCUUCAACUGUUGUUUUACCAUCAAGCGUAGAAACAAACAAAAUCGAACCUGCUAGUUUAGAUUUACUUCUAUAUAAUUUACAUCGCGAUGUUAUAUUACCAUACAACCGCCAUAAUUAUAAUUUAACUGAGAUUCGUUAUCACAUAGACAAAGAUAUUGAAGAAAAUAACAAAUUAAAACAACAAAAGAAAGAUGAAAAAAAUAAGAAAAAAUCUGAAUCAAAAGACGAUCAUAGUAAAUACCACCAUCGUCGCGAUGAUGAUGGCAAUGAUUCUGAUGAUGAUGGUUCCGGCGGUAGUGGUCCCUCAUCACCAAAACCUGAUUCAUCAAAAUCAUAUUCUAGUCAUGUUAGUUGUAGUUCGCAAUACAUGUCAACUGACUUACCUCACGGUAUUGGUCAUUGGCGUGAUCAGAGUACUUAUUUAGGGACUGAACCAUUGACUGACAUUUCUAGUAAUGUUGAUAAUAAUAUACUAACACAAAGUUUUACCGUUGAUGUUGAUAUUGAUAACACUAAUGAGCAACAAUUAAUUGAUAAUAUUGAAAAUAGUCCUAUUUUAAAUACAAUCACAAAAACAACAACAGUAGAAACAUCAACAAUACAAAAAUCAUUACCACCACAAACCAUAGUAUCAUCUGAACACACUACUGAAUCACCUAUUCCAUGUGAAUCAGUAGAAACCGUUGUAGUUGAUAAAAAAUUACCCCCUAGUAAUAUCCUUAGUUCCUUAAUCCCAAAUAUUUCGUCGGUAACCAAUAUAAUAACACCAUUAAGUGCAUCAGUUGCUCCAAAUAUUGCAUCUGGAUCACAAAUUAUUGGUAAUACAGUAAUAGGAUUAGCAUCAACAGUAGCUUCGGCUGCUGCGAAUAUAGUGUCAAAUCGAAAUGACGAUGAUGAUGAAUUAGGUGAAAUUCAUUCAAGUAAUAUUAACGAUAUUUUGGUAGAUGAUAACAUAGUAUCAACAAAUGAUGACACUAAAAUAUCUAAAAAUAUAACAACUGUUAAAGUUACUAAGAGUGUCACUACAACUACAACAACAACAACAACAACGACAGAUGAGAACAAAGAACCAAUUGUACAUAGUGAAACAACAACAACAUACACUGAAACUGUUCCAGAUAGCAAUAACUUCUACUUAGAACAACAACAACAACCAAGAGAACAGAAGGACUCACUGUCACAAGAAGUUGAUGAAUUACUUCAGUCAUUGUUAACCACUGAGCAAGGAAUUGGAUCAUUAUCGCAGAAUAGCUUAGAGGGUAUGCUACAAGGUCUUAAGCUAAUCCUGGAUAAUUUGGAAUUACAUCGUAAAGAAGCUGAUCGCUUAAAACAAGUUAGCCUCAAUUUACCAACGGAUCCUCCAACAGAAAGACUGUUACAUUCGAUACGGGACCGUAUUGAUGCAUUAAUAAUAAGAUCUCAACAAAGUUCAAAUCUAAUAGAGAAUGCACUUGAAGCCAGACGCAAACGACAGCAAGAAUUAGAAAGAUAUAAAAAGCAUUUAGAUGAAAUUGAAAUUUGGUUAGAAACAACACAAGCUCAAUUAAAACAAUUUGAAGAACGAGAACCACAGACUGAGAACGAAAUACAAGAGCAUAUCAAAUUUAAUGAGGAAGUUUUACGAAAUCUAAAAGAAAAAGAAAAAUCUCUAAUCGACCUUUUAGAAAAAACUAAACAACUUCAACAAUACGAAGAUGUUAGUCAACUAGCAUCCCCAUUAGCCGAACAAUUACAAAUCAUAAUAGAUAUACUUCACGAGCAAAUUUUAGUCAUACCCGAACGUAUUCGAAUACUCGAACAGCAAGCAAUAGACUUACAAAAACAAAAUGAAAUAGAAAAAGAAUUAGAAAAACAAAAGGAAUUAGAGAAACAAAAAGAACUAGAAGAGAAAGAACGAGAAUUAGAAAGGCAGAAGCAGUUAGAACAAUUAUCAGAGCAUACAGCUGAUUCGGUUGCCUCAUUACCUGAUGAUCGGGAACAAAUUGGUAUAACAGUUGAAACGCAAACAUCAGAAAGUUUACAAUAUAAACCUAGUGAUCGCGAAGUUGCAGAAGUUGAAGCUCAAACAAGUUUCCCACUGGAAUCGGUAUCGAAAGCUCCCGAAACAACGGAUAUGUCAGUCCAAACAGCUAAAGAACGUAAGCCAACUGAAAAUAUUUCAGUGAUACAAAAAAUUCAAAGUGGUCAAGAAACAAUACAAAUCGAUAGGACACUAAACCCAAAUAUUCCAGAGGUUCCCGAUGAUGUUUUAGUUGAAGCUCGUUAUCACAAAAAACCUAAAAAAGAUGUAGAUAGAUCAACCGAAUUAGUACUGAAAAAUAUUCCAGAGUCAUUCGAAACGACUUUUGUUGAGCCAAACGAAACAACAACAACGGAAGUUGUUAUUGAUCCUGAUGGUACAAAACGUAUUCUUGUUAAAAAAGUAACUAAAACACAGCAACAAAAAAUUAUACAAAGAACGCAAGAACAAACUUCAAUAUUAGGAAGCGAUGAAGCUCCUAUUACACGACAAAUAGAAAAUAUCGAAACUAUUAUUGGAGACGAUGGUAUACCAAAAACAAUAAUUAAGCGUACCAGCAAAGAGCAAAUCCUUGAAGAUCCUGAAAGAAUGCAAAUAGCUCUUAUUGAAGGUGAACCAAUAGUGCAAGAACCAAUUCAUGGAGAAAAUCUCCCUGGAGAACAACAAUCACAAAUUCGCACUGUUGUGCAACAAGUUACUCGUAGAAUAAUACGUACAACAAAGAAGAUUAUUAAACGUGUUGUUGUGAUUGACGGAAAAGAACACAUUACUGAAGAAGUUGUUGAAGAACCAGAAGAAAUUGAAGUUACUGAAGAACUACCUCCUAAAGUUAAUGUAAACGUUAUACGUACAGUAAAUGGAAAAGUUGUUACCGAAGAAGAAUUCAAUAAAAUGAUUGAAGAUGGAGCCCUCGUCGAAACAACAUCUCCAAAAGAGGUCACUCCUAAGGUAUUUGAAUAUGAUCAAGCACAAGUAGAGUUGACAUUUGAUAAAGCACCACACGUAGAUGAUCUACUAACUACCACACAACAACCAACAUAUACUCAACUUACAGAAAUAACCCAAGAAAUACAACCACAACAAAUACAUUCAACAAUAACAACAACAACAACACCAACUGAUGAUAAAGAUCUUGCACGUAUCGAAAUUAUUAAGAAAACUAUUGAAAUUCAACCAGCCCCAACAGUAGUGCUUCCAAGUGAAAAACCACUUGAAAACAUUCAAGAAAUUUGGCCAACUGAACAUCAUUUACAACCUACAACAAUUGAAUUUUCACAGCAUCCAAUCCCAGAUGAAACUAAAGAAGAAACUAUCGAUUCACCGGCUACUAAAGUUACGAUUACAAGACAAGAUAUCCAGCAAAUCGAAGAAAUUUGGCCAGUUGAUGAUGACACAGGUGCAUCUUUGAGUUUGGAAAGCUAUACUUACGACAAAUCCCCAAGGUCACCCCCUAAGUCACUAGAAUUAGAGGAUGUUACUCCAGAAAAACUGGAAAUUAAAGUUGUUCUUGAAAAGAAAGAGUUAUCUAGACCUCAGACACCAGUAACACCUGUUCAGGCAAAAGAAACUCCAAUUCUAACGGAUGAACAGUUACACCAAGUAAUAGAAGGCAAAGUUAUUUCCGAUAAAAUCAAAGAUGUUGUAAAGGGUGACAAACAAGAACCAAUAAAGACACAAGUCGAUAUUGUAGAAGAAAUAAAGACGGAGAAAAGGGACAAACCGGACAAAAAGGAUAAAAAACCUAAGAUAGAUAAAGAUAAAAAGGUCAAGCCGGUUCUAGUAGAGGAUCCAAUGCUUUUGGCUAUCGAAAAAUUACCAGAAGAAUCUACAGGUUCAAAAGAAAUUAAAGAUAAAACCAAAAAACCUAAAACAGAUCUACGAGCAGCCACUCAACUUUUUAUUGAUGCAGAGUCAGCCCUAGAUUCUCCAAGACAAACGAUUACCAUGACAGCCCCAACAAAGGAUCAGAAAGGAGAGAGUAAAGUACAAGUUACUUUGGAACCCGAGCAAGAUCAAAAAACUCGUGUUGAUGUUAAAAUAUUUGAAACUGGAGUAAGUGAUUCAACCACACUUACAUCAUCAGAACAAGAAAAGAAAAAGCUUUUAGAUGCAGAUGUUGCAAUUUCCAGCGAAUCUGAUUCGAUAGCUGCUGUACCCGGAAUUCCUGAAGAAACAACUGAUGUAGUUGAUACUAAACUGACCUCCAGCUCUGACAAAGAAACAGCGCGGGAAACAGGUUACGAACCUGAUGGGAAAACUACAUUGGAUGAAGACGAUGAAACUGAUAAAAAUAAGCGAAAGAAAAAGAAAAAACAAAAAUAUCGUGUUAAAGAAGAUGAGGAGUCAUAUGUUCCUCAGUCGACGGAAUCGGGAAGUAAAGAAGGUAGUGAAAGCCCUGUAUCUUCUGAUAAAAUAACUGAGGAAAAACACGAAGAACAAGGUCCUGGUAGCAAAGUUUCUAGCUUAGCAUUAGAUGAAUCUGGGAAAGAUAAAUCUCCCUUAGACACCGCAAGAAGCAUAAAAAGUAUUCAUGACCAAGUUACAUAUGAAGAUGCUGAACAACAAACUACACCUAAGCCAGAAGAAAAAGAAACUAAAGAACUAAUCUCAGUUACUACCUCACCAGAACCACCAACACCAGUAGCAGAACUAGCGCAGCAAACUAGCAUUGAUUUUGGAUUACCGCAAGCCGAAGUUCAGGAGGGUGAAACGCAGACUUUGGUAGUUGAAUCUAUCGAAACAGAAAUCCAAACAACACCUAGAGAAGAAGAAAAACCUCAAGUUGAGCAGCUAACGGAAGAAGUCCAAACUGAGGGGGUCGAAAUAAAUGAUGAAGCGGAGCAAGUACAACCUGAUACGGUAGAAAUUUCUAGUCAAACAUUUACAAUAGACACCAAGCAACAAAUAGUGCAAACACUCCCCCAAGAUCCGCAAAUUCCUUCAAGUGUGAUUGUAGAGCCAAUCUUAGAUAAACUUAUAGGAAAAAUUCCUGCUGAGAAACCAGUUGAAAAAGCUGAUCAACACACAUUGACUGAAAUCAUAACAACGAUAGAUUCUACAAUUCAAACUACUCCUCGAGAAGAUGAUCCCAAAAUCGACCAAGAAAAAUUCAAAGAAAAUGCUGCUUUGGAAGAGAACUUGAAAAUACCGGAAGAAAAGAUUGAAGAUAUUGAUGAAUCUUCAGUCGCGACGUCUACGGAACAAUAUGACUUAGAAAUUCAAGCUACUCUUACAGUACCACCUGAUCCGGAUGAAUGUCCUGCGGCUGAGCCGACUGUUAUAACUUACACUAAGACAGUAGAGCUUCCUAAAGAACAUAGUGAACCUGUUCCAGGCGAUCAAACGAAAGACAAAAGAACGAAAAAGAAGAGUAAAGACAAAAAAAUUCCAGAUGUUAACCUUUGUGUUGAGAUUGAUAGUGCAUUGGUAACAUCACCUGGAGUAGAUCCCUGCGAAGCAACAAAAAUUUUCUUGGAAUCCGAGAAAAACGCUAAUAUUAUAGCAGUUCCAGUGAAACCCAACAAAACUGUUUUAGUAGGCGUUCCUGAGGAAAACAUUCAACAUGCUCCAUCACGUGUUCAACUUGAAAUUACUAAACGCACUACUUAUGAAACAUAUCCAGAUCAAAUACCAGUUGAAGAAGAAGAUUGGACUACUGUAACUAUCAAACCUCAAGUUCAGGAACAAGAAGUUUCAGUAACUGAUUCUAAAUCUGAAGUCAAAAAAGUUUCUCCAAAAUCUCAAGCAGACAGGUCAGAUAAAGAAAAGCAAAAUGAAGACGAUAUUUGGAAACAGGUUUCAACGGUCGAGGUAGUUUCGUCACAAAACUUAGGUGAUUCCUCCGCCGACUUAAUUUCAUCUGAGAAAGGCGUUCUUAGCAAGCUACCUGAACAGACUGUUGUAGAACUGUGGACUAAGACAAAUGAUGCUAUUGGCGAUCGAAUUCAACACCUAAAACAUUCAUCCGAGAAGAAACCAACUAUAUUUAUAAAUACAUUGAAUUUAGCUACAGUGUCUGACAAUGUGAGCGACAAGCCAGCCGAACAGAGAAUUUCUGAAAUAAAUGUAUCGCUUGGUGAUCUUCAAAAAGCAAUUAAGCAGGAUGAUCCAACAAUGACUCAAACUACAACUGUAACAAUAAUUGAAAAAAUAUCAACUUGGCUAGAAACAAUAGAAUACAGAAUUUAUUUAAUCAAACAGCAAAUUGCAGACAGACCAGACGAAAACAAACUUGAGGAGUAUAAUCAAUUAAGCAACGAAAUUAAUUUAGCUAAAGACAACAUUUCACAACUUCAAUCUCAUUUGUCAAAGAGUAAAUCAGAUCCAGAGAGUCAACAACGUAUUGUAGAUAGUAUCAAAUUACUUAAAGGACAUUUAGAAGCUGUUGAAAAUGUAGCAAAGGAAAGUUUAUCCGAUGAGCAAAAAGAAGGCGAACGUUUAAGAAAAUACAUUACAACUGUAGAAAUGGUUAUUACUACCAUUUAUCAUAUACAUGAACGUUAUGAGAAUCUUUUGUCUCAUGAGCUUCCGUUGGAUAGGAAAAUGAAGGCGCUGGAGGAAUUAGACGCCCAAAAUCAAGAUGAAAUGUUGAAAUUAGCGGAGUUAUUACAUACCGCUAGAGGUUUAAAUAAAGAUUUUCCUGGCAAAAAAAUACCUGAUGAUAUUUACAUAGCUUGUGAAAAUUGUAAAGCGCUUGAUCGCAACAUAAAUGAAGAGCGAGAACGUAUUUUCCAAUUAUCGUUAUUGGCAGACGAUUAUGAACAAACACUUAAAGAGUUCGCAACCAUUUGUUGUAUUGCUGAUAACCUUGUUGAAACUCCAAUUUCGGCUAACUCCAUGGAACAGUUAAACCAAGAAAUGCAAAAACACAGAAAAUUCUUUGUCAAUUUGAGUCAUUGUAGAGCAAUUUUGGAAAGUUUAGAAGAUAAUAUCGAUGAAGAAACAAAAUUACGAAACGCUUCAUUACACAAAGAAUUAUACGAUCAAGCCACAGUUAUUUUAGAAAAAGCUUCUGUUCGUGCACAAGAAUUAGCUUUGGCCGCAUCCAGAUGGACUGUUUUAGAAAAAGGUAUGAAAGAAGAACUGCAAUGGCUACAAGUUGCUCAACAGCGUGUACCCGAUCUAUCUGCAGUUACGUCAGCUGAUUUUGACCAAUACACAACACUUUAUCAGUCUCUCAACACCGAUAUAUCUUUUCAUUACAUCAAAAUGACUCAACUCUCCAGCAUUGCCAAUAAACUUCAAGAUCUCAUUCAAGCACCAAAUUUAGUGGAAGAAAGUAACGAAGCUUUAAUAGUACUUUUAAAAUUGCGAGAAGAAGUCACUCUUUAUUUACAUAGACUCUUAAUUUUCACUGAAAAGUGGAAUCAAUAUUGUAUACAAACAGAUAAACUUGAAAACUGGGUUAAAGAUACUGAACGUGAAUUAACUCAGAUUCGUAUUCCAAAAGAUUUACGAGAACAACCUAUUGAACAUAUGCGUCAAUUCUGGGAAAUUAAAGCUCAAUUUGAAAUGCAUAAUAAUAUUCGAAAAGAUGCAGGUAAUAGUUUUGAACAAUCUGUACAAAUAAUUCCGUUAGCUGAUGAAAUGCUACAACGUCAAUUCCAUGCUCAAUUGGAGGACAGAUGGCGUAGUGUUGAAAAUAAAAUCGAUAAUAUUCAAAGUACAAUAAUAAACAGCAUUUCAGCACAAGAUGUUCCAAUACCAGAAAAACUACAAUUAUUAGAGCGUGAAUUGAAAGAAAUUUAUCUAACAAUAACAAGUAUGAAAGGUGUUAUUAAAAAUGAAGAUGAAUUAAAUUUAUACAUCGAACGAAUACAAGUAUUAAAUGGUCGUGUUGGUAUUAUUGGCAAUGAAUUAGGACGUGUCGGAUUAGAACCAAAUGCAGCUGAACCAGAAAAAAUUGGUGAAUUAUUUUCACUGUCGCACAAAAUUACAACUCAGAUUGCUGAAGAACUAGAAGGUGCAAAAUUACUUAAAGAUCGUUUAAUUGCUAUUCAAGAUGGUAUAACAGCAUUACGUAAAUACCAAGCUAAUGUUUCUGUAAUGCUUGAUGAUUGUGAAUCAACAGAGAAACUAGGUAGCGAAGCUAUUGACCGAGCUAUUAUAGAAUGUCAAAACAUUACUAUUAAUUUGAAUACUAAUCAAUGGCAAGAGAUAAUGAAAUUAAGGCAAUUAUUGCACACUUUACCAAUGCGCUUGAGAAUGUCUGUAUCGCCUGUAAGAUUAGAACGUGAUAUCUCACAUAUACAAGAUGAGCAUGCGUUCUUAGAGACUCGAUGUGGAAAUAUAUUGCUUUUAUUACAAGGGCGAUCAGCAUUAUGGGGACGUUAUGAAAGACUAUUAGAAAUUGUACACGUAUCAAUUCAAGAAACCGAUUUUAUGAUGGAAUUAUUAAAAGUUCACGGGCAAGUUGAUUAUGAACGUUUAAAGAAAGCAACAGAAAGACUUGAGGGAUUAUCUGGUGAUCUAGAAAAUCGUGAAAAUUUAUUACAAGAUCUUAAAGAUUCAUCAAAACCUCUUAUUGAUACAUGUGAUUCUGAAAUAGCUGAACAAAUUGAAGUAUCUGUUAGAGAUGCAUUAGUUGCAUGGAAUGAAACAUGUGAAAAUUUACAUAUAUUACGUACAAGAUAUCAAAGAGCUGUUGAGCUAUGGGAUAAAUAUCGUAAAGCAUCAAAUGUUAUACAAAAUUGGUCUAAAAAACAAAUGGAAACAUUAGAAAAUUUACAAAAACCAUGUUCAACAUCAACAUCAUUGGAUACAUUAAAACAUGUUAAGGAUUGUCAAGAUUCCAUUGAAGAACAAGAUACGCGUUUAGCUGAAUUACGUGAAAUUGUUCAACAAAUUGCUACAGAUGUUGGCUUAGAUGCAUCAAAUCUUUUACAAAAUGAUUUAGAUCAACUUGGUCAUCGUUUGAAAGAUAUAAAACAAAGUUUAACAGCAUUAGCUGAUGUUGCUGAUACACAAGCAAAAGAUCGUAAUGAAUUUGAUGAAAAUGUUGUACAAGCUAGAGCCUACCUCAAUAAUGUUCAAAAGGAUAUUAAACGAACUCCAAAAACUCAAGAUGAAAGUGAACAACAGUUGAAUACCUUAAGAUCUCAUUUAUUAACAUUAACUAAAACUGAAGAACAACUAAAAGAUCUUCAAGAUCGUAACUCAGAUAUGGAACAAGCAUCUAUUAUUGAAGUUUUGGAGUUAUGGCAACGUAUUUUCCGUGAUACCUUCCAAGAAUAUCAUAGAUUAUCAUCAAGAUUAAUACGUAGUCAAGAUAGCGCACAAGCAUUAAAAUUAUGGCGUCAAUAUUUACAACAUGUACAAUCUUUCCUAUCAUGUGCCAUACCAGAUGAUUAUUCAAGUCUUAAAGAACAUCAUCAUUUAUGUGAAAUUCACCAGAAUCUCUUAACUAGUCAACAAUCAAUUUUAUCAAUGUAUUCAGAAUCAGAUCCAAGUGUUGCCGAACAAUUUAAUUCAUUAACAAAUAUGCAUAAUGAAACUUUAUCCAAAAUUAUGGAUCGUAAUAAUGAAAUUGAAAAUCGUAUCUCAACAUGGAGUACAUAUCGUUCGGAUAUAAAUAAUUUACAAGAAUGGCUAAAAGAAUUAGAAAAAGAAAGAUCAAAUUUGCAAUUAAGGUAUAUUAGUGUAAAAAGGGUACCAAAAUUAAAACAAAAAAUUGACUCAUUAUUACAAAAUAUACCAGUUGGCGAAAAUAUGGCCCAACAAAUAAAAGAAGAACAAAGUAAUUUAUUAAAAUUCUGUGAUGAUGCAUUGGCUACCUCAAUCCGUAUGGAACAUGCUUCAGUUAGUCAAAGAAUUAAUAAUUUAAGAGCCGCUUUAGAAACAUGGAAAGGUUUUCUCAAUAAAAUUGAUAAUUUAAAAAAUACUUAUGAUAACAAAGUGUCCAAAUUAAAAUCAGAAUUUGAUGACGUUAAUAAAUUAAUUGAAAAUACAAAUGAAUCUAUGCCAACAAAUGCUAAUUCUAUUCAAGAACGUUUAGGGUUACUUCGAAAUCAAAGAAUGCGAAUAGCAAACUUAAUGCAUGAACUUGAAAGUCUUAAUGUCAUCCAAGAGGAACUAAAAGAGUGUAUUUCGCCGUAUGAUAUGAAGUCAAUACGACAGAUGAUUUGGAUUCUCUGGCAACAACAUUGUGAUAUUGAUAUGCAAUUAUCAACGUUAAUAAAUACUAUCGAAGAACGUUUACAACUUAAUACCUUCUUUAAUACCAGAUAUGAAAAACUUUCACGUUGGAUGAAUGAAACCGAAAAUCGUAUUGAUCGUGAAAUGAACGCACCACACAUCCGAAAUCCAGAGGACGUUAUCAAAAAUUUAGAAAAAGAAAUUGAAUCAGAAAUGCAACUACGUCAAAAAGAACGUGAGUGGAUAUUAUCGACUGGCCGGGAAUUAUUUACAAUGUACAAUGAAAAUACAGAAAAUUCUGAGACAAUCCGUAGUGAAGUUCAAUAUAAGACUGAUAGUUUAAUUGACCAAUGGGAACGUCUAAAAUAUUUAUGUAAACAACGUUCAAAUAAAUUGAAUGAUCUUAAAAUGACAAUACUAAGAUUAGAAGAUCGUAUAGCUGAUAUUCGACAAUGGCUUUUCCGAAUGGAAACACAGCAAAUAGCAAAACCAUUAGUAUUUGAAUCAUUUACACCGGAAAUAAUCGAAAAACAAAUAAAAGAUCAUGAAGAAAUUCAACAUCAAAUAGAAAAUGAAAGUGGUAAUAUUGGUGAAAUAUUGAAUCUCUGUGAAAUGUUAUUAAAUGAUGUUGAUACUUGGAAAGUUCACUUUAAUACUGCUCAAAUUGCUACUGCUAUCCAAGAUAUUGAAAGCAAAUGGAAAAAAGUUUGUAACCUUUCAACAGAACGUAAGAAACGGAUUAUGAGUGUAUGGAAUUCAUUGCAAGAAAUUCAAAAAGCGACAGCUCAACAUGAACCAUGGUUACAAAAUAUCGAUUCAGAACUUUUGAAUUUAGAAAAAGAUUUAGAUAAAUUACCAAAAGAUAAAAUAUCAGAACACAUUGAAAAAACAGAUAUUUUAAUAAAACAAAUUGAAAAUCGUGAUGCAUCUUUGAAAUCUUUUGAACAAUUAUAUGGUAAAUUAGCUAUGACUGAUGGGCUUGAAGCCGAAAAUAUCCAAAAAUUACUUAGUCCAUCAAAAGUUGCCAUUACCAAGUGGAAGAGUUUGAUUCCAAGAGCUCAUGAUGUUAUUGGUAAAUUGAAUAAAGAUAUGCAAAUUUAUCGGGAAUUUAUAAAUAAUCACGGUAAAAUUGUUAUGGGACUAUCUCAGAUUGACGCUGAGUUAACACAAUUACAACACCUAACAAAACCACAUGAAAUUUCUCCAGAGGAACAACAAAAUAAAAUUAAUCGUCUAGAAAGAGAAGUUAAACAAAUUGAAAAUAAUUUAAAUGAAACUGAUUCAUUAGGUAAUGAUGUUCAAAAUCGAUUGAAUACUAAUGAUGCUGCCAAUAUUGUACGUUUAAUAACCGAAUAUCAAUUACUUUGGAAAGAUGUUAGCAGUCGUUUGAUUAUGAUUAAAGCUGAUAUUGCGACUCGUUUAGCCAGUCAAGCUGCUAAAGUAGCUGCUGUUGCCGUAAAAGAAACAAUUGAAACACCAAAACGUCUAGAAACUGAUUCAGCUGUACAAGUUGAUACAUUAACCAAAAAGAAAAUGUUACCACGUAUGACUUCUAUAACAGCUAAAGAUGCAUAUAUUAUGGAAUUAGCUACAGCUAUUGCCGAAUGCACAUCAAAUUUAGAUGAUUUGCAAAAAGCUAUAACCGAUCCAAAUAAAAAACCGGGACCACAAAAAAUAUCAAAAUUAAUGGCAAGUUGUCAAUCAUCAGUUGAAUUAAUGCGUCAUUUAAGUUCAACAUUAAUAAAUGAAUGCUCUGGUACUAAUGAAGAAGCUGAAGUUGAAACUGUAACAGAAUUAUCUUUAAGAUUUGAUACAUUAGUUUCGCAAUGGAAGAGUAGACAACAAAAAGAUCAAGAAGCAAGAACAUGCAUAACUGCUGCUUACAACCUCAUCUGUCCACAUGAUGCCGGUCGUCUUACGUGUCCAUUAUGUACACAAAGAAACUGGCAACAAAUUGAUAAUGAUCUAUGGCGCCUGGAACAGUGGCUUCAAUUUGCUGAGGGAACACAAAAAAAUCAAGGCUCACCACCAAAUAAUAUUGAACAGUUGGAAGAUAUUGUACAAGAUCAUCGGGAAUUUUUAUUAGAUUUAGAAAGUCAUAAAAGUAUUAUUGCAUCCUUAAAUGUUGUUGGUGAUCAUUUAGCAACACAUACAUUAGAUACUGAUAAAGCACAACAAUUACGGAAACGUUUAGAAAAAAAUAAUGAACGUUGGAAUAAAGUAUGUUUAAAUGCAACAAAAUGGCAAAAUUCAUUACAAACAGCAUUAAUGGGUAAUAAAGAAUUUCAUCAAAUUAUUGAUGAAUUAUGUAAAUGGUUACAAAUGACUGAACAAAAUAUCAAAGCGUCAGAACCCGUUGAUUUAACUGAAGAAAGAAGUUUAUUAGAGGCUAAAUUUAAAAAAUUCAAAGAAUUAAGAUCUGAAUUAGAACGUUGUGAACCUAGAGUUGUUAGCUUACAAGAUGCUGCUGAUCAAUUAUUAAAAGCAACAGCAAAUAGUGAAGAUUCAACAAAUAUAUAUACAAGAACACUUUCCAGGUUAACUGAUUUAAGGCUAAGAUUACAAUCCCUUAGAAGAUUAUCUGGAAUAUAUAUUGUUAAAUUAGGAGCUGUUCUAGGUUAUGACAGUGACAAUUUAGGAGUAUCAUUACAUGCUUUAUCAAGUGAGCUUCUGGAAGGAUCAAGGAUCCAGCCAUCUUCUUCUUCUGUUCUGGCAACAUCACAUUCCACUGACAGUGCAAAUAUCGACGAUAUAAAUACCGACGAAGAGAUCAAUACAACCGUACUUGCGAGAGGUUAUCGAUUUUUAGGCCGAGUAAUACGUGCCUCACUACCUAUUCAAGCUCUCAUGCUAUUACUUUUGGGUGUUGCCACACUUGUCCCCCACGGUGAUGAUUAUACAUGUAUGUUUUCAAAUACAUUUGCUAGAAGUUUAGAACCGAUGUUAACUUACCCAAAUGGACCACCACCUAUAUAGAAUUUAACAAAUAUUAUUAAUAAUCAAGAUACAAAUGAUGGAUAACAAAAAUUUUCAAAUUUAGAAUAAUAAAAUAAAUAAAAUAGGACUAUAUAUUUCAAUAUUAUACUAUUUAUCAAACCUGAAAAACGAACGGAUAUAAUUAUGAUAUACAUAUACAAUAUACCAUUAUGUACCCAAAUAAUAAAUAACAAAAUUUGAAUUAAAAAUAAAAGAAAAAAAAGUGAAAACGUUUUAUUAUAAGCAUAAUAAUAAACAUGUACAUUUUUUUUCUUUUAUUUUGAAAGUAUUGUAUUUCCAAAUGGAAAAUUCUUUAAUUGAAACAUUUUCUUUUCAAUGGUUCAUCUUACAACAACAAGAUAAAAGUAUUUAAAAAUAUAUAAAAUUUCAAUUUAAAUGCGGAAAACAAAAAAACAAAAAAAAACUUAAAUUUCAAAAUUUAAUUAUUUAAAAAAAAAUUAUAAUUAAAUAAAAAAGAAAUAAAUAAAUAAACAAAAUUGAAUGCUGUGAAUUUGUAAUUUGAUGUAGUAGAAGAAAAGUUGAAGAAAAAAAUACAUAUAAAAAAAUAACAAUAAUUAUAAUUUUAUAAAAUUUGAGAAUAUUAUAAAAAAUAGCAAAAAGAAAAGUUUUUUUUCCUUUCUUUUGUAAUUAAUCUAAAAAUAAAAGUAAAAUAACGCGAUUGGAAAUUUAAAAUAUGUAUAUACAUAUAUAUAUAGUAAAAUACAUGUAUAUAUAUAUAUAUAUAUAGGUAUAUAUAUGUAUAUAUAUAUAUAUAUAUAUAUAUAUAUAUAUAUAAAUUUGAAAAAGAAAAAACAAGAAAAUUGCCUUCAAUGUUACUAUAAUAUGAUAGUUAUAUAAUUAAAUAAAUAAAUUAAUAAUCCAAUAAUAUUUAAAAAAAAAUUGCAAAAAUAAAAUCAGAAAAAAAACUUCAAAUAAAUUUUGAAUUAAAUUUAGAUUAUAUAAGUAAUAAGUAUAUAUAUAUGGAUAAAUAUAUAUUAGAAAUAAUAUUGUAAGAAAUUUAAUUAUUAAAAAUUGAAAUAAAAAAAAAAAUAAAGAAAUUCAAUAAAAAUUUAUACCUAAGCAAAAAAAAAAUUUACAAGAAAUAAUUAAAAAUAAAACAGAAAAAUCAAUCGUUUAAAAUAUGAAAUAAAAACGAAUUUACAAGUAUAUAUGUAUGUACGUAUUUAUAUAAUAUGUACAUUAAAUUUAAACAACAAAAUAUUAAAACACAAAACAAAAACAAAUGUAAUAGAAAUAAAAUACAAAAACCCAUUAAAAAAGGAAAUUUUUAGGAAAAACAAAAAUUACAAUACAAAUUUUUUUAAAUCAUUAAUUAAUUAAUUAAAAAAAAAUAUAAUUAUUAUGCUUUAUUAUUUCUUUUAUAUUAAAUGUAAUGAUCAACAAAAUUAACUCAUAAAUUUAUUUAAAUAAAAUAAAACAUAGGAAAUAUAGUAGAGAUAAAAUAAAACAAGAGCUUUCAAAACUUUUAUACAAAACAAAAAUCAUAAAAUAUUCAAUUCACAAUAAAUUUCAAAAUCACCACAUUGCAAUUCACAUUAAAAAGGAGAUUAUGAAUAUUUAUAGUCGCAAUUUAAAAGAAAAUAUUCUUUUUAUGUUUUUAUAUUUUCAAAAAAAUAAACAAAUACACAAAAUCAUUUUAAAUAAAUAUACAAAUUUUUUAUUGCAAAAAAUCUAUUCAAAAAAAAAAAUUAAAAUAAUUUAAAAAUUAUUAGACAAGUAUUUCUUUUUGAAUAUUUUUUUAACUACAUUUAUUCAAGCUAUAUUUUGAGUACAGAAAUAGCCGACAAAAUGUCAUACCAAAACUCCUGAUUUCUAAUUCUAUUACCAGAACAUUAUUAGUUGAUUGAUUUACCUUUAUUUUUUAUUAUAAAAAUUCUUGUAAAAAAUUUAUUUUUUUUUUAUUGAUAUUUCUCAAAUAAUUUAAACGACUCACAAAAACUUAAAUAAAUUUGAUAUUGAUUUGUAUUUCUUACAAUAUAAAAAGCAAAUAUAUGAAAUAAAAUUAUAUAUAUAAUAUAUAUAUAUAUAUAUAUUAUAUAUAUACAAAUGUAUAUAUAUCUAUAUGAAAUAGUACUAUUAAAAGACUCAGACUAAUUUAUCAUAACAAAUAUAACCCAAGGAAGAAUAAGAAUAAUAAAAUAAAAUCAAAUAAAAUAAAAUUGCUUUAUAAUUAAAAUUUAAAAAUGAGAAAAUAAAAAAAAAGACAGCAAUCAAAAUUACAAAAAUUAUACUUUAUAUUUUAAAUCACGAUUUAGAAUUUUAAAAAACAAACAAAAGUAACAAAAACUCUUAGGCUUAUAAAUAAAAAAAACAACCAACGCACAUCACUUCUAUCAAAAAAUUCGCAAUAUAUAAAUAAAAAAAAAAAAUUACACAGUUUUUUAAAAAAAAUUUCUUUUCCUUAAUUUUAUUAUAAAAUUUUUUUUUUCUUGUUUUUUUUUCUAAUUUUUCAAUAUUUCUUACAAUUGUUUCAAUCAAUGUUUUUUAUUUUCUUCAAUAAUUUAUUGGAUUAAAUUGUAUUAAUUUUUUUUAUUUAAUUAUUUUUUUUGUUUUUUCUUAUGCCUUUUUAAAUAUAUAUACAUAUGUAUUUUUUAUUAUUUGAUUUUAAUUUUAAACAGAAAGUUAAUUUUAUAAUUAAAACUCAAAUCCAGAAAAAUUAUGGCAAUUUUAUAUAAUUUUAUGUUUAUAACAAAAAUAGAAAAAUUAAAUUUAAUUUAUUAAAAGAUAUAAAAUUUUCUUCAAUUUGUUAUUUAUUUAUUUAUUUUUUUUUUGUUUAUUAUAUUUAAAAAAAUUUUUGUUUAUUAUAUUUAAAAAAAAAAUCCUGACAUUUGUUUUUUUUUUGUUAAUAAGCCAUAUAUAAAAUAAUUGUGACUUAAUAUCCAAUAACACAAAGAAGUUUGAACGUUCUAAAAUUUGAUUUUGCUAGGGGUUUCAAACAAAAUAAUAAAUUAACUUUUUUUUAUCUCGCUACGGGCUUAUUCUAUUAAAUUCAAAAUAUUUUUUUAUUAUAAAGGUGACCCUAAAAUAUACAAAAUUUAUAAUAAUUUCUAAAUCCAAAAAAAAUUUAAAGUUUUUUUUUUGAAAAUAUAUUUAUGUAUGUAUAUGUUAUCUCCCAAACAUACUUCAUAAAUAUGUUUUUAAAAAACUAAAAAUUUUUAAUUUUUUUUUUUCUUACUAUAAAAAUAUUUUCUUUCAACUCAUUAUCUACAUAUUUUUUUUUUGUAUUAAAAUAUACAUAUGGUUUAUUAUAUUAUUUUACAUUUACAAAUAUUUCAAAUUUUGUGCUUUUCUAUAUUAUAAAGUAUUUCAAAAUUUGUAUAAAAUUGUAAAAACAAACAAAGUUUUCUCGCAUUCUCAAAUAAAAAAGAAAUAGAUCAAGAACAUUAUAAUUAUAGGAACCUUUAAUUAUAUAUAAAAAAAAAUUUUACAACAUAAUAGAAAAGAAAAAAAAAUUAUUUUCUAUAAAAAAAAAAAAAUAAAAUUAUUUUUUUAAUACAUAACAUUUAUAUUUAAAAUAUAAUUUAAUCUCAAAUAAAAACAUUGCCAUAUCCAAAUUGAAAAAAAGGUUCCUUCAUCACAAUAAAAUCAAAAGAAUGUACGUGCGUACGUACGUUUUAUUUUAAAAGAAAAUAAUUAAAAAAUAUCAUCAGGGUUUUUUUUCGAAAAUUCUAUAUUCUCCUUCACAUUCAAUCAAGGAGGUCAAUAAAAUUCAGACAUUUUGCAAUGAGAAAUAAGAAUAUCAUUUAUUAAUUAUAUUUUACAAGAGAAAGUUAAAUUCUCUUAAAAAUUUAUUUAAUAACAUUUUCUCUUGUUUAAAUUCAAUAUAUUCAGAAUUUUCGAAAAAAAAAACAAAACUCUCUAUUUUUAGCUUUUUAAUUUUUUUUUUGUCUAGAAUAAUAGAAAUUUGUAUUUCAUUCUCAGUUCAUUUAAUGCGCUGUUAAAAUUUUUUUUUAGUAUAUAAAAAAAAACAAUUACAUAAAAGAUUCUAAGUAAUACAUAAUUUUUUGGUGCUAAUUUUCGCUGAUAUAUAAAAAAAGAAAUGAAUAACAAUAAUUUUUUUUAUUUAUAUUAAAAAAAUGUUUUCUUAUAAAAUAGAAACACUAUAAAAAAUAUAUAAAAAACAAAUUUAUAUUAUGUUGUUGUUAAGCACGCGAUUUAAAAAUUUAAUUUUUAAAUGAAUAUUUAAAAAAAAAUAUAAAUGAAAAAAUAAAAAAAAAAUAAAAACUCUGUUAAAAUAUUAAUUAAUUAUAAUUUUUAAAUAAUUUAAAAUUUAAUUGUAAAAUGUAUUUUAUUUUUUAAUUUUUACAAAUUUGUUUUUUUUUUAUUUUUUAAAUGAUCCCUCCAUUAAAAAUUGCUUUUAAUUAAAAUUAAAUCACUAGACAGUAAAAAAAACAAAUACAAUGUUAUAUAAAAUUUAUUUUCAUUUUGAAACAAAAAAAAAAAAACACAAACAAUAAAAAAAAUUAAACAAAAAUUAAAAAAAAAGAAUACAAACCCACAAAAAAAAAAUAAACAAAAAAUUAAUAUUUUAAUAAAAUUUUUUUGAAGAAAAAUAAAAACUACAAAAAAAAUAAUGCAAAAACAAAAAUCAAUGAACUAUAGAAAAAAUAUUUAUAUAAAAUAUUUUUUUUUAACUAAAAUCUGUUAUUGAAUGCAAUUUUUUUAUUUUAUUCCCUAAUUGAAUUUAAUAAUUAGGGAAUUGAGUUGUUUUCCCUUUGUAAUUAAAAGAUCUAAGGAAAAUUUUUUAAAGUAAUUUGAUGCUCUCAUUCUUUGAAAGUAAAUUAGGUAAAAAACUAAUACAAUUAAAAAAAAAAAACAAAUAAUAUUGAACAGCAAAAAAUCUUUUUUGAAAAUAUUGUAGUAUUUUAUUAGAUAAAAUAACAAAUUUAGAUCUUUCUAAAUAUAAUUUUAAGUUAUCAUAAAAAUUACGAAAUCGAGAAUAUUGUCAGUUUAAUUAUGAAGUCAAAGACGAUUUUAUAGUCUUAAAUUUAAAAACACUUAAAAAUAAAAAAAAGAAAAAUUGCAUUCAGAAAAAAAAAAUUUCCUAUUUUUUACUUUUAAAAACCAAAAAAGUAAAACACAAAAAAAUUCAUUUAAUUUAUUUGUUUUUUUAAAAUUAAAUUUAUUUUCAGUUAUUUUUAUAAAAUUUCCCUUCAUAGUUAAAAACCGAAAGAUUUGAAACUCUAAAUACAAUAAAUAAAUAAUAAAAAAAAAUCAUAGCAACAUUUAAGAAUAAAAAUAAAAAAUAUAAAAACAGCAAUAAUUUAGAGAAAAAUUAAAAACAAAUAAAUUAAAUAUGAAAAAUUACAAAAACAAAUGUAAACAAAAAAAAAAAAAGAAAAUAUUAACGACAUUUAUAUAGUUAGGAUACAUUAAAUUUAUUAUAUAUAUAUAUGUAUAUAUACAUGUAUAUAUAUACAUUAAAAAAAUAAAUAAAAAAGAAAAAUAAAAAUACAAAAAAGGUAAAAAAAAACAUGUUAGGAUGGUCUUUUAUUUUUUAGUUUUCUUCUCUUGUUUUUUUUUUUAAUUUUGCUUUUAAACAAAAAUAUUUUUUUUGUUUUUUAUUUAAUUUUAUAAUAUUUUUUUUUUAAUUUUUUACACCAUAAAUAAUCAAUUUUAUAAUUGUUAAAAUAUUUUAUUAUUACAAAUUUAAAUUUAUUAUAUAUGAAAGAUUUUUAUCAUUAUUGUAUUUGAAUUUUUUUUUCUCUUUUUAUUUUUUAAAUUACAAAAUGCAAAAAAUAAUAUAAAUAUAA